Messenger RNA from Pelobates cultripes (western spadefoot toad), 52631 nucleotides. The record is from the annotation of a GenBank genome assembly. NCBI's taxonomy places the organism in Eukaryota, Metazoa, Chordata, Amphibia, Anura, Pelobatidae.
GCUUAAUGCAGGGGAGCUACAGUCUGCACAGAGAUGGGGAUGCAAUGCCAAGAUAGGCAGAGGAGGAGGAGAAAGCUGUCUCCAUGUGGCAAUUACAACCAAUUUUACUGUAAGUGCUAUAGAUCUGCUGGUGUUGAAAUUAUUAUUAUUAUGAUAUGAUUAUUGAUAAUGCAAAUGUAUGUAUAUAAUUUUAAAAACAAAAAACUUUUGAUACAAUGUAUCUGUGUGUGAGUAAGCCAGGGUGUGAAUAUUUUACAGUGUGUGAAUAACAGGUUGGACCACCUCCAGCUGUCAUGCAUACUGGCUGAUAUGGUAAUUAUUAAUAUUAUGUGACUGUACAUUGUAUUCAUUAAUAUGUAUUCAGGAGUUUGAUUUCAGGAGAUAUUGCAGCUGGUUUUCAUUAUAUUUAUAAUGUACUAUGUUUAAUAAUAAUAAAAAGAGAUAGCCAACCUUUUUUAUAACCAUAUUAAUUUACUAAAAUAUCAGAUAGAAUAUAUAUAUAUAUAUAUAUAUAUAUAAAAAUAUAUAUAUUAUAAUUAUUUUCAUAUAUAUAUAAUUUUAUUAUUUUAUUGUAAUUUAUACUUUUUUUUUCUCAUUCCAUCAGUUUAUUUAUAUACAGACACCCAGUUUAGAGUUAGACUCCCUGCUGUCAAUCACACACACACUCUCUCUCUCUCUCUCUCUCUCCACACUACCUAUAGCUGUGCAGGUUGAUGUACCUAGAGGUGUAUCUAAGUCCAAGUCCUGUGGUGCGCAUGCGCGGUCGAGCUCCCAGCUGCUUGCCAGGAGAGACACAGGAGAGAGACACAGCUAGAGGGAGCUUAGAGCUGCAGCAGACAGACAGGGGGGCAGACAGAGAGAAGACACUGGAGAAUGAUAGAAUGCCGGGGAAUGACAUGAGAGUAGCAGAGUGAGAUGGGAGAAUAUCUGGCAACCAACAGGACAAUAGGAAAAUUGGAGACAAGACUAUACCAGUGAUCCAACAUGUGAAUAGGAAAGUGAGACAGGAGACAACUGAGAAUAGGAAAGUGAGACAGGAAAAAAUUGGAAAUAGGAAAAUUAGACAGGUCUAUCACCUGAUACUGAGUGAGUGAGGUCUAUCACCUGAUACUGAGUGAGUGAGGUCUAUCACCUGAUACUGAGUGAGUGAGGUCUAUCUCCUGAUACUGAGUGAGUGAGGUCUAUCACCUGAUACUGAGUGAGUGAGGUCUAUCAACUGAUACUGAGUGAGGUCUAUCAGGAUGGAAUACAAUAGUAUAUUAGAAUAGAAUGAUAGAUUACUGAGAGUCCAGCAGUAUAGGAGGAUAGAGGUGGGAGUUGGAGAAGUUCAGACAGAAGAAACCUGGCUGUGGACAUGGUGAAUGGAAAGCACAUAUUGAGAAGAACAGGAGUGAAAGCAGGCUGACCUUGAUAGCGGACCGUGGAGAGAACUGCCUUCCCCUCUAACCCAUAUUAACAGGUAUAAACUGCUGGGAGAGUUUGGGGUCUGAUCCAGUGCUGAUCCUGGGCUGGGGAUGGGGGUCUUUAGAGGGUGCAUAUAUUACAGUGGGGUCAUUUUUACACCUCUGGUUAAGUAGCAGUGGGUGAUCCAUAAUGCAGAUAAUGCAGAGUUCUGAUCAGGACAGCUGUUAGAACACCAGUAGUUAUAUGGUGAUCAGAACUGGCUACAUGUCACUCUGAGGGAGGUCAGACAGUCUGCAGGGUUUAAUGUGGGGACAGUAUUUUUCCGCAUACAUGAUGCAUGAUGUGCAUACUGCCCCCUAGAAUGUGUGGUCAGUGGAGGAAUGGGAGGGGGAUCUCUGAUUUGGGGGACAAUGCAUACUGCCCCCUAGAAUGUGCGGUCAGUGAAGGAAUGGGAGGGGGGAUCUCUGAUUUGGGGGUCAAUGCAUACUGCCCACCUAGAAUGUGUGGUCAGUGAAGGAAUGGGAGGGGGGAUCUCUGAUUUGGGGGUCAAUGCAUACUGCCCCCUAGAAUGUGUGGUCAGUGAGGGAAUGGGAGGUGGGUCUCUGAUUUGGGGGUCAAUGAAUACUGCCCCCUAGAAUGUGUGGUCAGUGAGGGAAUGGAAGGGGGUCUCUGACUUGUUGGUCAAUGAAUACUUUCCCCCUAGAAUGUGUGGUCAGUGAAGGAAUGGGAGGGGGGGAUCUCUGAUUGGGGGUUAAUGCAUACUGCCCCCCUAGAAUGUGUGGUCAGUGAAGGAAUGGGAAGGGGGAUCUCUGAUUGGGGGGUCAAUGCAUACUGCCACCUAGAACGUGUGGUCAGUGAAGGAAUGGGAGGGGGAUCUCUGAUUGGGGGGUCAAUGCAUACUGCCCCCCUAGAAUGUGUGGUCAGUGAAGGAAUGGGAAGGGGGAUCUCUGAUUGGAGGGUCAAUGCAUACUGCCACCUAGAAUGUGUGGUCAGUGAAGGAAUGGGAAGGGGGAUCUCUGAUUUGGGGGUCAAUGCAUACUGCCCCCAUAGAAUGUGUGGUCAGUGAGGGAAUAGGAGGGGGAUCUCUGAUUUGGGGGUCAAUGCAUACUGCCCACCUAGAAUGUGUGGUCAGUGAAGGAAUGGGAGGGGGAUCUCUGAUUGGGGGGUCAAUGCAUACUGCCCCCCUAGAAUGUGUGGUCAGUGAAGGAAUGGGAGGGGGGAUCUCUGAUUGGGGGGUCAAUGCAUACUGCCACCUAGAAUGUGUGGUCAGUGAAGGAAUGGGAAGGGGGAUCUCUGAUUUGGGGGUCAAUGCAUACUGCCCCCAUAGAAUGUGUGGUCAUCUCUGAUUUGGGGGUCAAUGCAUACUGCCCCCAUAGAAUGUGUGGUCAGUGAGGGAAUAGGAGGGGGAUCUCUGAUUUGGGGGUCAAUGCAUACUGCCCACCUAGAAUGUGUGGUCAGUGAAGGAAUGGGAGGGGGAUCUCUGAUUGGGGGGUCAAUGCAUACUGCCCCCCUAGAAUGUGUGGUCAGUGAAGGAAUGGGAGGGGGGAUCUCUGAUUGGGGGGUCAAUGCAUACUGCCACCUAGAAUGUGUGGUCAGUGAAGGAAUGGGAAGGGGGAUCUCUGAUUUGGGGGUCAAUGCAUACUGCCCCCAUAGAAUGUGUGGUCAGUGAGGGAAUGGGAGGGGGAUCUCUGAUUUGGGGGUCAAUGCAUACUGCCCCCCUAGAAUGUGUGAUCAGUGAGGGAAUGGGAGGGGGAUCUCUGAUUUGGGGGUCAAUGAAUACUGCCCCCUAGAAUGUGUGAUCAGUGAGGGAAUGGGAGGGGGAUCUCUGAUUUGGGGGUCAAUGCAUACUGCCCCCUAGAAUGUGUGGUCAGUGAGGGAAUGGGAGGGGGAUCUCUGAUUUGGGGGUCAAUGAAUACUGCCACCUAGAAUAUGUGGUCAGUGAGGGAAUGGGAGGGGGAUCUCUGUGUCUGGGGGUCAAUGAAUACUGCCCCCUAGAAUGUGUGGUCAGUGAGGGAAUGGGAGGGGGAUCUCUGAUUUGGGGGUCAAUGCAUACUGCCACCUAGAAUAUGUGGUCAGUGAGGGAAUGGGAGGGGGAUCUCUGUGUCUGGGGUUGAAGAGUUGGGAUUUUGGCAUGAUGAUGGGCUGUUUUGGGCUCAGUAAGAAGUGCUGACUGAUUUGGGAAAUUACUGGAUAACUGCCCUUCUUUAAUCGAGCAUGUCAAUGCUUUAUAUAGUGAUUUGUGCAUAUUAGGAAGUUUGUGAAGUUUGGUAUGUGACAAGCCUGGGGGGGGAAACAAUGAUGAAUUUAUUUAUUUUGGAGGCAGUUUAUACACUUAUGGAGUGAAAGGAUCAGUUUUGGACUGGAACAUUCAGAUGUGCAAUGAGUGAUAUGGGCACAUAAAGCAGAUAGUGAUGUACAUAGAAAUUAAAGGACUCAUAUAGCUUGUAAGGGGGGGUGUGUAUUUUGCAAGCUGUAUAUUUACAUGGCAAACACUUGUUAUAUGUAUUAACGUUUCUGUAUAUUUAAUGGAAUAGAAAGAUUACUUACGUGUGUGUGUGUGUGAUUUGAGGUCAUUUUAUGAUGAAAAAUGCACAGAGAUUGGUAUAAAAUUGUCAUAUUUCCCCUUUAUUCUUCAAACUUGGAUAAAUUCCAACACAGCUUUGCAAUAUCGAAUAUUGAUAACUAUUCUCCUUUAAGGGGAACCUGAUCAUGUUAAAUUGGACUGAUCUUAGGUGCAUGAAUUGAUAUAGUUGCUCAGAUGCCAUUUGUAUAUAUAUAAUGCCUUUGAGCAGGAAAUGUACCUGGAAAAUAUUUUUUUAAAACAUUGUAGGAGUUAUAAACACAGAGAAAUUGUAGAACAAAAUUAAGGUGGAGCAAUCACCAGAAACAUUUCUUUGGUUUCCAUGGCAACUGUGCCACUUUAGAAUGUUGCCCCCGGUUUGCUGUUUCUAGAAAACCGACCAUAUUUUUUUUCUUAUUUUAUGGAACUUUUAAGGGAUUUUAUGGGUUGCAUUCAGAUUAUCCAGACAUGCCCAUUAAGGAGGCAAUUUUAUGGAAAUGAUUUAUCAAUGCUAUUUAUUAGAUAUCUGUUCUAUUAAUUCAGAUGGCCUAUGUAUAUUUUGGGGAAUUUUAUUGCCCACUGUGAGGACAUGGGCGUAACAUCAUAAACAAAAUACUGGCAUAUUGCCAAGAUUUCGGGGUGACUCCAGGUGGAUAGUGAUGGUUUGAAGCAUGUUAAAAGUAGAGAACAAUUCCGAAAUAGCCAUAUGGAACAUUCUAUGGCUUUCUGUGCCCAAUGCGCCACUUUUAGAAAUGUACCCACAACUGAUAAGCCCUAAUGUGUCUAAUAUUCUGGUUGGUGUUAGUUACCUGCUAGUUUAACACAGUCACUAGUAGUCAUUUCUAAGUUAUGUGCUAGUGUGCACUCAUGGCUUGUACAAGUGUCUCGCUGCUGUGUGGUUUGUCACUGGUAGGAUAUGGUGAACAUCCACCAAACAGUGAAUUGCAAACGAAUUAGUAAAAUUUUGGCACAAAUAGCGAGACAGUGAUAGAUGUGAUAGAUUACGCGGAACAUGUUCAAAAUCAACUGUUUGUGCCUAAACUUUAACAUUUGGUUUUCAAUAUAAUACAACUCUGUCUUUGGUGAAUACUGCCUAACACGGCUUUAAAUUUGUAUCCCUGUGCUACAAUCCAGGCAAUGACAUUUUCUAAUACAGUUUUUUUAUAGUAACAGAUACAUAGGAAUCUAUGUUGUACAAACACAUACAAUUAUACCAGUUGGUCUUAUAUUCACUGACGGAUCGAGUUAUUAAGCUUAUUUUAUUUCUACUGUCUGACACUAUUUUCUGUUUUUUUGAGUGAGUUUAAAUAUUGGAUGUUCAAGAAAGUCAUACCUUUUUGUAACCAUUUUGAGUCCAUUUCCAUUUUGCGUGCAUGGACACCAUAUGUGAAUGUUCUGAAGGCUAAACAGGCAAUCUAAGCAGCAUAGCACAGCAGGAUGUAGUGGUUAUGGUGCCUGGAGUUCCCUGGUGCGUCCCACUGGCGGUUCCCUAGCGCCGUCCUCCAGGGGACGUCUUUAACAUUAUUAUAUAUAGUAUUUAUAUAGAUCCAACAUUUUCUGUAGCGCUUUGCAGUCAUACUGUGGGGUUAUAUAACAGCUGGUAAUUAACAGACACAAAUCAUGUUGACAGAUACAAGAGGUAAAGAAAGCCCAGCUCAAACUAGCUUUCAAGCUGGGAGGAAGGGGUAAAGGGGAGGAGAGGUAGAUAGAUAGGAUGCUUGUGUCUCAUUAAACUUGUGUUAAUGAUGUGUGGAGAAAGCUGGAGAGGAAGGAGGGAGAGUGAAGUGGACUUUGCGAACUCAGGCAAUGUUUGGAGAGACUGGAGAGCUGUUUAAAUGAGAGAUGUAUCACCCAGGAGGAUGGUAAGUGUUCCCAACUAGAUGAGUUUUAAAUGAGUUCUUAGAGGGCAUACAAGGUAGAGAAUUCCAUAGCUUUGGUGCGGCCCUAAAGAAAUUCUGAUGAUGACAAUUAACAGUGUGAGAACGAGCAGAGGAUGAGGAGGUCACUUGCGGAGUAAAGAAAAGGUGCAUUUGUGAAUUAUAGAGGAAAUGUAUUGAAGAGAUGAGGGCUUUGUAUGCUAAUAUCAGUAGUUUGAAUUGGACUCUAAAAUCAUGGUAAGAACUAGCAAAGGGGCAAAGUGUGAGAGUAGCUUCGAGUCAGGAAGAUAAGCCUGUAUCGACAGUCAGUACCGCUUUAAGCUGAGCAAUACAGGGAUUUGGAAGGCCAAGGAGGAACUGGAAGCAUAACUGUUUUGGAGAAUUUUUCCGCUUUGAAUUUCUGCCAAUACUCUAUUUAAUGAAAAACCUGAAAGUGUACUGUUCUAAAAAGUAGUCUAAAAGUGGAGCCAUCACCAUUGAAACCAGUGGAAGUAGCAAAUAAAUCCCAUUGGCGACUAAUCCUCUUUUACAUUUUGCACUAGGAAAAAUCUCCCCUAAUGUUUUUUUAAGUCAGAAGGUUUGUAGGCAUUUUCUGCUAAGUGGUUUUACUCUGCAAAUAAUGGACAUAAAAGACUUACUAGGUUACACAGAUAAACCAGCUCAGGAUGGUCAAAGCAGUACCAAUCACACUAAUCACACUACCCUGGGUUAUUCACUGAACUGUGAUCUUUUGCUGGAAUACAAAGUGGAUUUCAAUUCUUUUCAGCAAAAAUAGUUAAACCCAAAAUGUACUUUUUAAAAUUCAGCGAUGAACUAAAAUUUGAAACUCACUUAGAAUUCCUGACAAAUCACAAUUUUGUGAAUAGCACUGAGUAUGUCAAAUGUGUUGCAUCGAUAGAGUGCAAUAUGUAGCUUCUUCUCGAUCUUUUUUUUUUUCAAAUAGUAACUUAUCUCAUUGACCUGUGUAUGUGAAGGAAUGAGGGCCCAACUGAACAUUUUGUACUGAAUAGCAUCAAUGUCUAUAUACACCUCUGAUAUAGAUACAUAAUGCCAAUCAACACUUUAGCAACAUCUUGGGUAUGAAAGCUUAAUAAUCAUUCAUCUUAUGACUAUACACAUAUUCUCCUGUAAGCUCAGGCAUUCUUGUGGUUUAUCUCUUGUUCUGACAGCUGUUCACAAGGAUCCCACGCGUGCCUAUGCUCAAUGAGCCGUGUGAGUUCUCCACUGUCUCUGAUGGUUAUUUCUAUCUUGCUUUAGGUUCCAGUCCUGAUUUAGACUUUGAUGAAGACAGGGGGAUUUUUUCAAACCCCCCUGUGAAAUGCUGAUCAAUAUGAGCAUGGGAGUCAAAGAUGACAGCUUACACUCUGCGUCUCCUAUACAGUUCAGUGGAUCUCCAAUGCCGGAACAUUACGCAACUGUGGAAAUCCCAGCCCCUCCACCACCGCCUCCCCCAAACUUGAACUUGUCAGGGCCUCCUGGAAGCCCAUUUCCAACCUUUGACACAAAACGGAGGUCACGCCUACGGAACUUUAAUUGGGAGGCUAUUCCAUUGGAAAAGGUAAAAGGUCGACCCAGUCUAUGGAGUUCAGAGACCUUUCAGGGUGACCUACAAAUUGACACUAGAAGGAUGGAAGAACUUUUCGGGAAGCAGGAAGAAGAAAUACAGCGAGGAUCACCUCGGACGCGUAGAUCCCUUUCUCUUGGAGAUACCCAGAUGACCAAGGUAAGCACUGGUCAAAACUCUUAUUGCCAAGUCAAAUCUAGACACAAAAUGUAUCUCUGUCUAUUACGCUUACUAACCUGAACUUGAUACAAUAACUGCUAAUGAAAUUUGCAUCCCACCACUUAUCCAAAAACCAUUUUGCAUGUGAGAUACACUCUUUGGCUGAACUCCAUUUACACAUUAACAUACAACUUAUCUAUCAUAUUUUUCUGGGUUUUCCUAGUCCUGCUUCUUACAAACACAUUAAUCUUUGUUCAGAAUUUUAGAUAAUUAGUAAACACAAUACAAAUAUCUGCCUUACAGAACUGUUUGUCCCAUGACUUUAUGAGUUUUAACCCAGUCUUAUCUAUGGAAUAACUUUUGGCUUGUGCGGAAAAAACGUUUUUCUGUGCGGAUAAAACAUUUGUCCAUUAGAAAAGAAACAGAGCAACAGAGUGAAAGUUGUCUCCAAUCAGGGGGGAAAAAAUACUAAAAGCUACCAUAAUAGGAUCAUGGAAUGCAGGGGGUUACUAAAUGUGUGAAAAUUCCUGAGAUUAUUUUUCACUUAUCCCUAGAUUUUAGAUAAGAAAGAAUGGUAAAGAUAUUUGUUAUGGGGGCUUUACGUAAUGAGAUAAAAAAAGAAGUGCACUUUAUAAUUAUAUUUGUCUAAUACCUUAUAUGGACUAGCUGCCUUGUGUGAAUUUUUAUCCCAUAACAAACACCUGUUCGUAUGCCCAUGCUUUAAGGACCUCCAAUAUAAACUUGCGUGUAUUUUUGUACACAUAUACGUAUACAUAAAGCAUUUUUUCACUUAACUGGGAAUUGUGGAGAAUUGACAUGAUAAUUUUCAAUAGUAGGCCAAAAUAAUCGAGCCGAUAAUAUGGAUGGUAGAGAAUUUUCCUGAUUCUGCUAUUUUUGCCGAUAAUUGAACAGUUCCUUUUUGAAUUCACUACAAUUUAGUGGAUAACGUGGACACGUGACUGUUUUUAAAGGGGGCAGGUUUGAUUUGGAUGUCUGUAUGCUGUCCUGUGUCAGUAUUUUCCUUUGAUUGAAGUGGUUGGAUUCAGCAGAACAAAAUAUGUCUUAAAAGGACAAUGAAAGCAACAUAACCAUUCAAGUUCAGAUUGAAGUGGUUAUGGUGCCUGGAGUCCAUGGACACUGGUUCCCGCAUCAUUAAAAAACAGUUAACUCACUGUAUUUUAGUAGAGAUUCUCAGUCCUCAUCAUCCUAAAACCCAGAUCCAUUGAUGAUAUGUCACUAUGCUUUCCCCUCACGCCAUAACAGUUUAUACCAGGGAUUGUGGCAGUGAUACACUGGCCGCUAGUCCUGGAAUUGUGUGAUGUGAAGUAUAGCUCUGCCACAUUGUCAUUGGAGGCAGGGUUGCCAGAGACUGAGAAUCUUUGCUACACAGAUAAUAAAAAAUUUAGUAGCCAUUCAGGAACCACAGACGUGAGGUACCAUAACCACGUCAAUCAAUUUAAGUGGUUAUGGUGCUUACAGUGGUCUGUUAAUUAGUGUUUAAAUGCUUGAAGACAGGGAAGUUAGACAUGUCUUCAGUCAUGUUAAAGGGAUGUUGUAGGCAUUUUGACUGUUGAAUUUCUAUUGAUUGAAGCAAGAGUCAAAUUUUUGCCUUACCCAAACCUCCAGUGUGGGCAGGGACCCUCAUUCAGUGUUAAACUGCUCAAAAAUGGUUUAACACUAAAUGGGGGGAGAGUGCCAUGGGACUCCAGGCAGCAUAACCAAUGCAAUGAGAUGAAAUGGUUAAACUGCCUUUUUAAGGAUUUACCCAUUCUUACAAAAAUUGAAAACAGUGAUCUGUCAUACGACUCCUGUGCAUAUUUCAUCCACUUGUCUGUGUGACAGAACUGUUAUAUAAUUAUGUGCAUAAAAUGACUCUGAUUUUGAGCUGGCUUGGUGCUUAAAUGAACACUCCAGGCACCAUAACAUCUCCAUGUAAACCUCAAGGCGUUAAACAGUACUCGAAUGGUAUAACCCCAAGGUUUCCUCCAGUGCCGAUCUCAAAUCCCCACAGGCACAUCCGGCAUAGAGUGCCGCCGGACUGGAUCGUCAGCUGACUGCCUUCAACCAAUAAGUGACUACACAUUUACAAAACUGACUUGUAAAUGAUAUGCAACCUGGGGUGGGUUGAGAUCACCGUUCGAGAACGGUUUAAACCCUUGAGGUAAAAGUGUACCUGGUGGCCUCGUGACACCAUAACAACUUCAUUCAGUUUCUCUAAAAUUGCAAUGUUUUACAUUGCAGGGCUGUGGGGGACAGGGACCAUGCAACCAGAUUCCUUCAACGAGCUGAAGUGGUCUGGUUGCUUAUAAUGUCCCUUUUAUAAAUCCCAUUGUGUUCUAUGUACUAAACAGUGCAUUGCGGUGACUUGGUGACCAACAACAUUUAGGAGAAAAUGGUAUUAUGAAAAUAAGUUCAGCACGACAGAUUUGCAGAAUUUCCCCGCCAAAAAAUCUUCUAUUUUGGUCUAAAUUUGUUAAGUCAGUAGUUAAUAUUUACCGACUUGCUUUUUAGGUUAUAAACCCUGUAGUUAAAUAGGAACAGACCCUGUAGUUAAAUAGGAACAGACAUUGGCUGCUACUGUUAACAACUGUCACAGUAAAUCCACUUCCAGUUCCACCUGCCCUGCUCCUUGAACAUAAGAAUCAUUGUUUAACUGCCUUCACCCUUUGUCUCCUAGAGAGGUGUGGAAUAGAUUUGUGUACUGAAUUUUGCUCUGAAUUGGAUUUCGGAUUAAUCAGACAAUUUCCGAAUUCCUUACAAACUAAAACGAAUUGAAAACAAGCGAAUUCUGAACGGAUUGAAACAAAAUUUUUGGAUCCUUUUGUUUUCAUGAGGAUAUCAAAUUAGGGACUUAUCUACUAAGCAACUGAAACAGCAAAAAAAGUUUUUCAAAAUAAAUAAAUAAAUUAUUCAUGGAAUAGUUUGAUUUACACGUACCACCCAUUCCUUCUUCCUAGUUCAUGUUUCUCCCCAAGAGAACCAGCUUGCCUCCCUUAAGUAGACAUGUCAGAAGGUGGCCAGUCUCAUCCCCCUGGCGUAAAAAGUGCCAACACUGGUAUGGUGCCAGGGAAAACCCUGUUCUUCUGCCAUACAUAUCCAAUAAAACUCAGUUUCCUACUUUGCAUUCCCUUAAAUAUACAUUGGGUUGUAAAUAAUAAGCUUUGUAUGUGACAAAAAAAGUAUAUUUUUUUUAAAUGGGCCAAAUCGAGCAUUGUUAAAUAAUGCCCAUAUUAACUGCAACGGAAAUAAAAACUCUUGAACGUAAAUAAAGGAAGCAGUGAAAGUAUGUUCUCACAGCCAUGACUGUAUGAAAGAUGACUUUGUCAAUUGCUGUUUUAAAGAAACAAUGUCACUUUUUUCAAUAAUAAUCUCUGUUAUAAUAUACGGUUUAAUUUUUAUUAAAUUUUCUUUAUUCAUUUAUGUUGAUUUAAAAAUAAAUCUCUUGCCCGCCUUACUGCCAGCCAUCUGUAUACACCUUUGGCCAGACUGUCAAUGAUCCAACACUCAUAUUUUGCAACCAUUGUUUUUCAAAAUCAUGUGCUCAUUCCCCUACAGCACUUUAUAGGAUAGGUGAUAGGUGUGUGGGAAGAUUAGGCAAGUGAUUUAUUUUUAAAAAAUUCCAAUGCAUCUGUAUAUUAAAGGACCACUAUAGUGCCAGGAAAACAUACUCGUUUUCCUGGCACUAUAGUGCCCUGAGGGUUCCCCCACCCUCAGGGCCUCCUCCCGCCGGGCUCUACGGGGUGGAAGGGGUUAAACUUACCUCUUUCUCCAGCGCCUGGCGGGGAACUCUCCUCCUCCUCUCCGCCUCCUCAGCUGAAUGCGCAUGCACGGCAAGAGCCGCGCGCGCAUUCAGCCAGUCUCAUAGGAAAGCAUUCACAAUGCUUUCCUAUGGACGCUGGCAUCUUCUGACUGUGAAAAUCACAGUGAGAAGCACGCAAGCGCCUCUAGCGGCUGUCAAUGAGACAGCCACUAGAGGCUGGAUUAACCCAAAUGUAAACAUAGCAGUUUCUCUGAAAAAAAAUUCUAUAAAGAUAUUGAAAAAUGUUGAUGACUGUGUCCCAUUAACGUAUGAGAUUUACAUGCCACAAUGUGAUUUUCUCUUCCAACUGGACACAAAAAGUGCUUUAGCAACAUUGGAGUAGGAACCAAAGACAAUCUGGGGCACAGCCUUUCAUAAUAACCCCAGCCUCGCUUAGUGAGCAUACAUUAAACCAUGCAGCUUUCUAUAGGCAAUAUUACAUGUUAUCACUAAGAGGGUCUCUUAGUAGGAUGGGAUAACCAAGUCUUAACUUUUUCUUAAAUUUCUUAAACAGUUACAAAAUUAUGUUAAAUUCAAAGCCAAUUUUUUUCUGGGGGGCAUUCUUCCCCCCAUACCUCAGUUCCUGCAGUGGUGAGCAAAUGAGUAGCCAUGGUUGAGUCUGUUGCAAGGCUGCCUGUUAUCCUGAUGUGCAUGUGUACAAUGGGGAGAUGCCCCUCUUAGUCAGUGGGUCCAGGGCCGCCAUCAGGGGGUGAUAGCCAUUACUCCUGUAAGGGGCCCAGUCGAGCAAUGGGCUUUGCAUGGGAUGGGCUGCAUUGUGGUGCUCCAGAGGACCAGGCCCCUUAAUGGACCUCACUGACUGCCUGCCUUACCCCUCUGGUCUCCUGUCCGGCAGUGCUGGGAGGUAGUGAUGUCAUAUCGCUUCCUCUUAGCUCCCAAGGAAGCCGCGUGGGAGGUUAGCAGAGGUGCUAGGAGUCCCUAGCCCUAUACCUGCUGAUCCUCAAUAGACCCCCGAAGCCACUCUUCAACUGUAAAAACAUGACGUAAAAGGAGGUUGACUAAAUAAAACAUACUUUAUAAUGUGUUCAAAAUAUGUGCCCGUGUUUGUAUCUGUGAGUGUAUAUCUGUGUGUAUCCCAUGACAUUGUCUGAAAUGUAUAUCUGUUUGUGUGUGUUUAUGUCUAAGAAUGUGCAUCUCUCUCUGGGAGCGUAUGUUGGAGUAUCUCUGCCUGGUAGCCUGUAUAUCAUGGGACCCAGCCAGUGGGCUUGUAAGGGGCUUUUAAAUAUGAUGGUUGGUCUGAGUGAGUCACUGGCACUCACCAGUUGCAUCACUGCAUUAUCAGAGUAACACUUUGGGGGUUAGGUAAUCAGUUUUUGGAGCAGCAAAACCACGUAGUUUUGAAUCUGUAUUUUUUCCCCAGAAGAUAAAUAAACAAUUUUUAUUAAACAGAUAAUGGUUAAAAAAAAAAAAAUUAUUAUUAUUUUUUUCUAAUGAUUAUAUUUAUUUUAGUAACAACCCCUGGAUGUUGGGCUAAGGUAACAUCCCUAGGACGUACUUGAAAACCAGAGUAAUUUGAAUGUUAAAUACUUUGUUAUCAUUUUAAUAUUACAAUGUAGCGAGUAGAUGUUACAACAGUAUCUGAAAAAUGUAUUAUAAUGUUAAGUUUGAUUUAACAGAUGUGGGGGGCGGGGGGGGGGAAUUUCAAGAUGUACUGCUAAAAACAACAAAACAGCAUUUCCCCCUCUUUCCCCAACUUUUCAACAUAUAACAGCACACCUUUCUGUGAUGUUAAUUAUUUUUUUAGCACUAUAGGGAGGAUAGCAAAAGGAAAGAAGACCAUUUAAGGUGCGAAAUGAUCUCUAAAUCCCUGACAGGCAAAUGGUAGCUAGCUGAUUGCUGGAGAGAUAAUGUGAAAGUUUUCUUCAAAGUCUCCACUGUAUGGGUAUAGCAUUCCAAAGUUUAGGAUAGGAUUCCCCUCCGUAAUUGAUGUAUUAAUUUAUUUUGAGAGGGGGUACUUCUGAAUUCUUCAUUUUCCAUUUAAUGUUUAGCCUUUUAUAAUAGUGGAUAUGGCUAGUUGGUAGUCAGAUUGCUACAUUUUGUACCACUUGCAAGCAGAGAUCCAUUUAAAUUUUGACAUGAAAGAAAAGCGACAGGGGCAAACCUCAGUGCAGACCACAAUCAAAGACCGGUUGAGGUAGAUAGGCGUUAUGAUCCACAGCACCUUAAAAGCAGGUGUCCCCAAACGCUCACCCAAGACACCGUGUAACCCAUACUCCUCUGAAUCUAAAAUGUGACGCCGUGACCAUGACUACAACAUAACAUCAUUUUUAUAUUGAUUGGCUUAUUGUUGUCCUUUUAAAUGUGAAGGGCUGAGUGCAGUGUUUUGCAGUGAUCCAGAAGAGAAUAAACUCCAGGGUGUAAUUAGUUCUGCAAUUAAAGGGUGGGUACGUCUUUAGUUUGUCAACAUUGCUUGGCAGUUCUGGCGAGAAGCAAUGCAAAGUAUCCAUUGUAAAAUGUCAAAGUAUCGGACCAUGUUUUCUUAGUACAUUCUUUGUACACCUUUACAGGUAUAUUGAAUAUUCUAGUUCUCAACGGGUAGCGGUCAAAUUAGAAAUUAAAUUUGACAAAUAGCUGCAAUUUGGAUGAUACAUGAAUAAUACUGUGUAUGUAAUGAAAGUAAAAAUCAUCGGGAAAAAUAGCGAGCAAAAAAGAGGUGUAAAAAACAGCAGAAACAUGAAUUAUUUUGGUACUUUUUAGAAAAAACGCAAACAGACAUCACCAAUGGAUAAAGGAUUUAGUAGCCUUUUUAUACAUACAAAAUCAAGCAUGUACAUGAAAUUUAAACAAAUAUAAAUGCAAAUGUGUUGAUUUUUAUAAUUCCCCCUGUAUGUUUCUCAUACCCAUCAUACUUUCUUGACGCUAAUCACUUUUUCAUGCGGUUUGGUAGGACAUGAAAAUUGCUUCCCUGUAGGGUGUAAAAAUGAUAUUCUGCAGGAAAUUAUUAAUCAAACAGCAAUUCCGAAGGGCGGUAUCAGCUAAUCUAGGGAUUUCCUUCCUGCAACAAAUGAUUGCAGCAUAUUGAAGGCAUUGAAGGAUUAAACAUAAAGCGACCUAAGAGACCACCAAGGCUCACCGGUUAGACAGACCUCUCGAACCAUGAAGAAAUAUGAUAGAUUUGUGUGCGGAGAAUUAAAUGUGUUUUGUCAGAAAAAAAAAUGUUUCUGGCAAAUAGUGUUUUACCCAUGGGGCUUUUGGUUCGGGAAAAACAAUUUUGAUGAACUAAACUGAAGCAAAAAUGUACCUAAAAAAUAAAUGUUAUAUAUUGCCGUAUGCAGUACACAAAUUGACAUAUUUUCCUGCCAUUUAGUUCACAAGUCAAGUGAAAAGAAAUAACUAAUAGAGGGGGAAAAAGGACGACUAAUAAAAAAAAAUUAAAAAAUUAUAUAUAUAUACUUAUUAAAUACAUAAUAUAUUAAUAUAUAGAAUCUUUUUACUUUAACCAUCAAUCAUCUUUUUUGUUUAAUGUGUUUUCUGUCCCAAACCACAAAACAAAUUAAAUGGCUCGUCCAUCUCCCAUUUGUUUUUUUCAUGAUCAUCAAUAUUGUGUUUCGGAGUUGCGGAACUCAAACUGCAAACAAAUUGUGAUUCGUUUUAAACCGAUUGCGCAAGUCUAUGGGUGGUCCAUUCCCCAUAUAUAUAUAAAAAGUGAAGGGUACGGGUUAAGCUAAUAACCUGCUUAUGGCCAUGUAGGAUCGUAAUUUAAUAUCAAAAUACAAUAUGGUUGCCACCAAGACACCCAUGCAACCUAUAUACUUGGACAAAGGAGGAAGAUACAAGGGCCUAAUAUAUUAACUGAAACUAUGAGAUACUGCAGAUUGAGGUUCAUCAUACUAUUAGUGGCUGUGUCCCUCAACGCCCCUUACAUUGACCUCUUAUGACUAGGUGAUUGGUCAUCUACUCAUCCUUAUUAUUUUAUUAAUGACAUAUUUAUGUAUUGACAUUUAUACUGUGGAGACCUUUUGGCCAUCAUAAGCGUGUGACCAGCUAAUAGGGUGGGGGGUUUCCUGGUCUUUUGAAGUAUGGGUCAGGCUGCUUGGCCUACCUUUACCUACCUUAUGUUGCUCUCCUUACAAUUGCAUCAUGGUGGUGGAAGAGGUAGGGAUGAAGGAGGAGUGAGAUAGUCACCCCAGCUCUAGCAGCUGACACACAUCUAGUGGGGAAAAAAAGUUAUUUAUCUCUCCUUUAGAGAGGGUCCUGUAGAUAACAAAAUGUUUAUUUUAGCAUGUUUUAUGGGUUUACAGCCUUUUUCAGCACCAUGAUAAGGUGGGGAGGGUCACUCUUUUGUUACAGUAGCACCGAAAGGGUGAAUAUUGAUACCUUACGCAACAUCAGUCAGGGUAAUUUAGAUAACCAAAGCUGAUAUAAGGCAUCAAAGUCCUGCUCUAUCUACUGCAUACUAAAUUCUAUGACUUUUACUGUAGUUUUAUAUAUCUUUUCCCCAUCAAUUUUCUUGUAGCAGUACAUUCUCCAACCUUUUCCAGAAUUCGGUAUAUACUUAGGAAACAAUAGUUUAUUUUAUUUAGUGGGAGACUCAGAAGGGCACCUUGAGCACAGAGCUUAUAACAUUGCUGCUAGCAGUUGGUAUGUCUUUUAUGGUAAUACACGUUUAAAAAAAAAAAAAAAAGGAAUUUUCACAGUUGAUCCUGUGUUGCUCCUCCUCCUGAUACUGAACAAAUUAUGGACCAUAUUUUGGUACUUUAUACCACUUUUUAGAGCAGAACACUUUGAUAAAUCCCCCCCAGUUUCUCAUAUUGCUGUUCUAAACAUAAUAUUUUUGUUAAAAAUAUAUUCAGAAUCUUCAGAGAUUCCAAGAGAUUCCAUAUUUUAUGUAUAUAUUUAUAUAUGUUAUGUAAUAUAUAGUUAUAGCCUUCCUGAUCCCAAUAUUUUCCCUCUCAUCUAAGUUAAUAUGGGGGAACCAAAAACUGCCAUCCUUCUCAAACAUAGCUUUGCAUUGUUUUCUUAAUUCUAACGGGACUUGGGGGAUGUGGAGAGCAGAGCAAUUGUGGAACGACCUCCCGCACAAUUUAAAAUCUUCCAUAAGCCUAAAGUCAUUUAAGAGAUCCCUCUCUACAUAACUCAAAACAGAAUGCACGUGUCAUGGUUGAUUAUAUAUUUCCUGCAUAUUCUAUGUUAAAUUUUGUAUAUAUCGUGUAUUAAUAUUGUUUUUGUAUUUUGUUGUACCUAAUGUAACAAUGCAAUGAUUUGUGGACCCAGGACAUACUUGAAAACGAGAGAAAUCUCAAUGUAUCUUUCCUGGUAAAAUAUUUUAUAAAUAAAUAAAUAAAUAAAUAAAUGUUUUGAGCUUCCCUUGAUAGUCCCUUGAUUGUCAUCAUUGACAUUUCCGUUGUCAUAAUGUAUUUAUCUAUGUGCCUUAAGUACAUCGUAACAUUUUUAUGUUCCCUUACAUGGGAUUAUUAUGAGAUAAUAGUGCAAGGUCAAUGGACUUCAUAACUCAAUUAUUGUCAAGGUCAAAUCUCAUGUUAAUGGGGCCUCUGGGCAAUUCUGUGUUACGAAGCCCGAUUCCCAUUUCUCAGUUCUCCACACCCUACACCUUGUUCCAGGUCAGGUCAAUAUCUCAUAUGUGCUAGCUGUACAUCCCCAUUUUGUAUCUCAGUACUCAAAAAACUGUACUUUCUUUAAGUAGUCUUUCACUUAAACACAAAUAGUACCAUUCCUUCUAUCUCUACUUUAUCUUGGUAACUGAUUCUCCCUAUCCUCGUUUCACUUUCUCUUACCACAUUGUGAUCCUGCCUUAUUUUUAUCUCCAUGUCCAUCCAUUAACCUACUGUAGCACAUUUUAGCAUACACUCCACUGUUAAUUUAGGACCCCUCAUAUCCCUCCCAGUACAUGCUACCCCUGCCUUCUUCAUCUGAGAACCUCCUCCUCUUCAUGAUAUGUUCUGGGCCUCCCAAUACCAUCUCCUAACCCGUAGGAUUCCUCCUUCCCUCCCAGCACUCACUUCUUUCCCUCUCAGCACUGACUCCAUUUCAUCCCAUCAUCUUUUCCUUCUACAUUCUUCAUGUUAGACCCCCUCCUCCCAGCAGUCUUAAUCAUGAUAUAUCGCCGCAGAAUAUGCUGGCGCUAUAUAAAUAUUUGUAAUUAUAUGUCCCCUGCCUCACAACACCAUAUUCUUCCAUUAUAGAUCUUGCUCCUACAUUAUAGGCCUCAGCAUCCAGCCACAUGCUCUCCUUCCUCACAGCACCUCCUACCACUAUACCUCUUUUUAAAUGUAAGACCUCUUCUCUCCCAGGAUCCCUUAAAUCUUUGUAUCCUCCUGCUCCAAGCACCCAAUCCCUCAAUUAUUUAUCCCCAACUUCUUCCUUAAUCAUAGUUCCCACUCUCUUCACCUCCACAUUCCUUCUUUCCGGGUCCCUUGUUGUGAUGUUCAGAAUCUGCAAUUUGCUACAAGCACUAUCCAUCUUUGUUUAUACAGAAGUUGACAGACACUGCAUAUGCAAUGUCUGAGGAGCAUCAUGCCAGAAUUUUAACCAAAACCACUUUCAUAUUACUUGCACUGUACUUUUCAGAUUCCAGGUUGGCGACAUCUUUCGUGAUGGUACAGGUUGACAAACUAAAGUGGUGGCAGAGAAUAGAAAAGAUUUAAAAACAGAGGCUUUUGGACAGAGUGGGCAGAUGAUGAAGCAUAGGAGUAGGCAACCUUUGGCACUCCAUAUGUUUGGACACCAUUAUCCCUGAUGCUUUGUUGGCAUUACGGCCGUAAGAACAUCAUGGGAGAUGUAGACCACAACAUCUGGAGUUCCGAAGAGUUUCUACCCUUGGCAUAGAGCUUCUCAGACAGAAGAUGUGUAUAUUUCAUGCAUUCUUGCUUUAUAUUAUCAGAUAUAACUACUUAAGGUUAUCUGAACAAUAAAAAACAUCAUAUGUCUGAUGUUGUGUCGUGUCAGGGUUUGUUUGGAGUGCCGCAGUGCCCCUGUGAAAAAUGAUGGUGGCUUGUAUUUACAGGCCGAGAAGGGAAGGGGUUUUCUUUUGUUCAAUUGUUCGGGGGAGUUCAGCAUGGCAGUCUCUUUCUAAAGAGUUUGGAUCCUGCCGAGGGAGGACAGGUGUGCGGAAAACAAUAAGUAAAAAUGUUGUACUUGGCAAGAAAAGAUGUUAUGAAAGGAGAGAUGUCAGUGGCGGGUUGGUACAUGAAGAUGUUGCGGGCAGGCUGGUACAGGAAAAGCUGGGCUAUGUGCUAAAGGCAGGUUCUGCAGGUGCGACUUGUAUCUUAUCUCUGUGUUUUACCAUAUCUCCAUUGUUUGGUUUACUUUCAGGUUUUUCUUUUGGAUUCACGAAGGAGUAUGAACAUUGGCAUCUUUCUGAAACAGUUUAAAAGGUAAUUAUUUUUGACCGUUUGUGAACAUUUUACUACUAACUGGAUUUUUUUUUUUACUAAAUUCAGAAUUAUAGCAAAUUACAUACAAAUGGCAAAAUUUAGGCUAAGAUAGUGAUUUGGAGUAAUUAUUCAAUUCUGCUAUAGUCAAAGACUUCAUUUUGCCAUUCUUAUUUAAGCCUCAGGUUAAUAUUUUUGGAUACAUUUUUAGAAUUAUUUAGUGUUUUUAGAAAAACUUUUAAAAUUAUUAUUUUUUCAAAACAUGAAAAUAUCUAUAAAAAAUAUAUCAUAGGUAAAAAUGUAGAUCUACAUAUCAAAAUAUGAAAAUAUUGGGGGCGGGGUCGGACUGCCAAGCAGAGCAGACACAUGGCACAACAGCUCCUGCUAUUCUCAGGCUAUUUGGUCCCAAAAACGCAACUUCUGGCUCUGAGUCACUACAGGCAACUGCACUAUGAAGUGCUAGUACUGGGGAGCAGUCAGCGACCCGAUUCUGGGUCCCCCUUUUGGGGAGAACACGGAGCUCUAAGACCGAGGCCUAGUCAAGCCUAUCCAGGUGGUGAGUAGGGUGGACGGCCGCCGCCCUGCUACCCUGCCUGGCUGCAAUAUGGGGGUCCCCUAACUCAAUGGGGUGAUGGCCCUGCUUCCCCCCCUCUGGGCCGGUGGGGGUCAUCCCGGCCUACCCUGGGGCUCUAACCCGAUUGGAGACUUCACUGCGGAGACAUCACUUAAGAUGGCGGCUGGGCCCGACCGGCGCGCUAUGGAGAAAGAGGCCCCUCCUCGGGGCUUUUGGCGCUCACUGCGGGCUACUCAGGGAGAAAUCAUUUGAGCAACCUACCUAUCCUGAGACCCGACCUGGAGUGCUCCAAUCGACACCGAGGACCUUGAGUGGAGACCAGCUGACUGGCAAAGCGGCCCCAAAGGUAUUUAGGCUGCAAGCUGGCACGAUCCUGUGAAGCCGAGCCACACGCACGAUGGCCGCAGAUCACUAUGAAGACCUCACACAUACCCAGCUCCCAACUGCGACCGGCUGAUACCACCCGACAAGCUACACCACAGCAUCAUUAUUCGCAGAUGGAGCUGAGAAAACACAGAACUAUGACCUGCCAGUGAUGGGAGUUGGCUGCUCUCUGCACAGGGACUGGGGCUGCCUAUUCUGUCUCCUGAACAACAUUCAGGAUCACAUCCACCUCUCAUCGGGGAGGGGAGUCUCUGUCCGGGGACCCAGGGUUCUUUAACCACGGUGGCAUAAAUUUUCCUUUUUCUUUUUUAAGCAACACUAACCAUGCCAUCUUGCCUAGCAAACCUGUCUCUCUCACAAAAUCUAUUUUAACUAUGAGUUCAGUUUUAGCCUGCACUUCCACGUCUCCAGCCUGUCAAUUUAACUAAUGUGGCUAAACAGAUUUGAAAUUAACCUACUCAGGCAAAUAUACCUGUACUGCAUGUAUACAAUCUGUUAGCGUCUGACGCAGCACGGUAAUGAUACAUUCAGAUAGUGCAGCGAUGUUACCUUAUGUACCAAGCAAGUCUCAGCUAUUUUCAGCUAGCAUGUUAAUCCCCAUAGGCUGCAAGAUUAACUAGUUUACUGUGUUACUAAAUAUCGAGACAGGCAGAUCUUCUAUGCAACCAUGAUCCAAUGUUUAACCUCUAACAUGUUUCCUAUCUUGAAUAUAAAAAAACAAAAUUGUGCUAUGUAUUUCAAUGCCAUACCUAUGUUAAUGUAUGUUUCCGUACUUGCUUGCACCAGCUAUUGUGGCAGUGCAAACAUGAUUGUUCACGCUAUGCACAAAUAAAAUAAAGAAAAAAAAAAAUAUGAAAAUAUUUUUCAAAAUAUGAAAUUGUUAUAAAAUGUAAUCCACAAAUAUUAAAUCAUUUCAAAAGUUUAUCCAAAAAUAUUACAUUGAGGCCCUAAAAUUAGAUUCUAGCAAAUAACCCUGUAAAUAAAAGCACAAUUGUUUUAGGCUUUUUAAGAAAAAACUAAAAACUAAAGAUACAAGCACUGGUGUGGCUUUAUGUACGUAUCACAGUGUAAUUCAUGUGAAAUAAAAUAGGAAAACUUAAAUUAAAAUGUUUACUAAAAUAACACAUAUGGUAACUGACAAACCCAAGUGGUAUUUGGAAUAGCCAAUAAUGGCCAUGAUUUAAUAUAUUUGGAUGAACUUUUCAAAUGCUGUAAUGCUUUUUGCAACAUUUUUAAAACAAACUAUCUUCAAAAUAUUUAAAUAUUUAAAAAGUCACAUAUCAGUAAUAAACCACUUUAAAAGUUUAUUAAAAAAAUAUGAAAUGAUUUGAAAAUGUUCACAAAUAUUAAAUUGAGGCCAAUGUUUUAAAAAAGAGAACAUCAGGGACUUCACUAUAUCGCACUGAAGGUAAAUAUGAUUGAUGAUAGUGGUUCUCUCAUAAGGUAUAGAUUGAAAUAUAAGUACAGCAAAAUAUAAUUUUAAUAUGUGAAAAAUCAUUAUUAUCAGCAUACAGCAGGCUUUUUUAAAUGCUUUAUUUAAGUAGUAUAGUAGAUGAAAAUAGCACCCUUUUGAUGUACACUAAUGGGAUCCAAAGUACUUCCGAUUACUGAAAACAAACUUGCUAAAGGAGGCGAGGGAUCUGCAAUGUAUGUCUCUAUAGACCUACAAGGGGAUGCAGUAAUAGCUGGGCCAGAAUUCCAAGGGGACAUCCCUGUGACACAUAUUCUUGUAGAAUUAAGUGAGACGGAGAAGGUUUUGAGCCAAAGAAGGCAUGUAUGCAAAGAUAUCACCGUACUGUAAAAGCCCACAUCUCAUUCAGCUUGGAGGAAAAAUGUAACACUUGAUUAGGCACUAGUCACUAUUAAGUUAUUUUAUCACUUUGCCCUGUCAUUCUUUGUCACUUUUUUCUUAUCCAACUGUAAUCUAAAAAAAUGAAUGCAGAAGUGAACAUAAUGGGAUAUCAGCAUCCGCUACAAAAUGGCACAAGGUGAUAAAUUAGAGGCAGUUGCUCCUCUAUAACCAAUCCUUGUACAGAUUAAGUUGGGGCAAGCUCCUGACCAUCAAGAAUAUUAUUAGUGAAUACAGGUUAUGGAACAGAACCAAUGGCUUAACCAUAGAUAAUUCAGCAACUCAAAUAGCUACGCAUCAACGCAGGUGGAUUAAUUAAAAUGACUAUCACUGCACUCUUCUUUGCCAUGAAGGCUGGAGGUUGGGAAAUGUUGUUGGGAAUUACAAUUAUCACAUCAUCUGUGCACAUACCAUACAACAUUUCAGAAGGUUUUCCUCUCUACAGAUCAGCUGCCGAGAUAGUUGAAGACAUAAAGAGAGGAAACGGGGAUGCGUACAGCUCCGAGAGAUUAAGUGAAUUGUUGAAACACCUGCCAGAAAGGGAGGAGGUAAGGAAGUUUUAUUGAGUGGAAGCAAUCACAUCCUAUGUCCAUUGACACUCUGAUUAACCUAAUCCUCACCUCCACUGUCAACAUUUGUGAAUUGAGGUUAAUAGAUCACUUUGUUGUUGCUGUUUCCAUUUCAGGUGAAACGUCUGAAGUCAUUUCAGGGGGAUAAGGAAAGACUGAGCGAAGCAGACAUCUUCAUGUUACUGCUCCUGGACCUUCCAAGGUAAGGCAACUAGUUAAACUAUAUACACCCUCAUGCUCUCCGAUAUGAACUACUGUCAUGUAUAUUUUAACAUUUCUCUAUUUAAUUGUCCAUUAAAUCUCUAGUUUUAAUUUAAUUUAAAAUAAAGAGGUAAUGUUUCAUCCACUUCUAUCUAGGCCAGGGGUGGGCAAUCUUCAGCCCUCCACUUGUUUUGGACUACAUCUCCCAUAAUGCUCUUAGGGCCAUAAUGCUAGCAAAGCAUCAAGGGAAAUGUAGUCCAUAACAUCUGGAGGGCUGAAGAUUGCCCAUCCCUGUUCUAGGCCAUCACACCAUCAGGAUACCAUCAGUGUCUCUUAUUCUUUUUGAGAUGGCAUGUUUGUGCUUAAGUGUGUACCGUAGACUGGCACCCAGUUUCUUCUCCUGUGCUUUACCAGGGGUAACCCUGUUUUUGAGGAAUUAUUGAAUGAAGGGUUGACAUUAUGGACUCUUUACUGGUACUGUCUUUACUGGUAUUAUACACCCUCCCUAUCAUUCUAAAAUACAUUACUCCUAUAAUUGUGGCUCAGCUAUGCUUGAUUGCUUGAUUUUAGUGAUUGUCCAGUAAUCUUAGUUCUUAAUCCUAUGAAAUAAAUCUGACUUAAUCCUAGAAUGUUAAUGAUCACAAACUAAUAAUGCAACACUUUUACUCUAAAGGGAUUGUAAGUGCUUAGUGCUUAGUGUUUAGUGCGUGCUCUUGGAUGUGACCACAUCACAGCUGUUUAAUACAUGGUACUAUUACCCAACAUAAUCCUACUAAUUUAGCAAUUUUUAAUGUAACACUAUAGCGUUAGGAAUACAAACAUGUCUAUAGUGUCAUACUCCGUAUUUAAAUGUAACCCCCUUCCCCCUUUUGACCUGUAAAUAAAUUUAAAAAAAAAAAGUUUUUACUUAUAUUUUUUCCAUUACUGAGACUCGAACAUCAUCGCCUACAUCGUCCUAAAGGCGUCGCUUCCACAAUGAUCAUUCAAUUCAAUGCCAGUACUUUCUAUUAAAAGGGGGGCUGUAAUUCUUAUCAUACACUGACACUCAGUGACUCCCUACACAGUCUGGUAUAAACUCAACCAUUGGUUUAACAAACUGGAAGAGCAUCCUCAAAGUAGGGAUAACUGAAGUAGGAGCUCAUUUCCAAAUGUGUCUCCUACACAUGGUCACAUCUCGGAUUGUCUUAGACCUGUAUGUUUCUUGGAAAAUAAAACUUGAAAAAAAAAAGAAUCCAAUGCGUCCCUAUAAGCUACAUUUGAGGACGUUCAACAUCCUCGUGGACAUCGAACGUCACAUGACCGAGUGAAACUAGAGGUAUGUUUAACAUUUCAAUCAAAACAUUACCGGAUCUACUAAAUAGCAAUGUUUCAGAUAGAAGAGCUAAAACUAAAGGGCCACGUGUCCAGACCACUACAUUGAGAUUGAGUGGUCUGGGUGUAUUUAGUGAUCCUUUCAAGUAUGAGGGGCUGAGGUGACUUUGGUGAACAUAGAACCUGUGAUCCUGUGGAUUUUAAGUGGUUUUGUUGUUGGUACUUUAAGCAGCUAAUAGAUCUAAUUUGCCUUUUGUUAGCUGCCAAUGAAAGUGGCGCUGGUGGUAUUGAUGGGAGUUCAUGACCAACGUGAUUGGUACAGGUCACCAGUGACAGUUUGACAUGAUUAAAAUAAGUCAAUCGGAAGGAUGUGUUUUGGUCUGUUUAGCUACAUCUCACAUGUGUUCUUUAUAAUCCUCUUCUUCAUCCAUUGCUGAAUUACUUCUUCCAUCUGAAGCAAGGUGGCAAGUUUUAGACAAUAAGGCAAGCCAAUGGACCUGAAAACAUGAUGCCCCACAAUAUUUCUGAUACAGAGCCGCUGCAAAAUUGCAGAGAGUGACUGUACUGUUCUCUCUUCCUUACGCCCUCUCAGAACAAGUUCGAAAAACAGGAAAACUUGAGGCAGCAGAAUAUGAGGUUCUAUGCCUUUUUUUCGUUCCAAGAGUGAAGUCGCACAUGGGAGGAGAAGACAGAGAUCUCCUCCCGCUCAAGAUCAAUGGCUCGCAAGCAUUAUUAAAAGUUUAGGUUUUAUCAAUAUUUGGAUUUGAUUAGAUAUAUCCUGGGCCAUCCGUCAUCCAUGAGAUCUAGAUUUAGAACCCGUUCACUAUCUCACCAAAAGAUGUCAGGUUUACUCGCAAAAUUAAGAAUUGUUGAAAACUGAAUAAGAAAUUUGACAUUUUAAUCUAAGAUAGACGAGUAUCUAUUUUUUGCAUAUUUAUUUUUAUAAUUUGAUAGUGUAAGCUAUAAAAUCUAAAUUGUUUUUGUGAUUUAGGUGGAAGACUCUCUGAUAUAUAUACAACUUUAUAAAAGUUCCAAUAGUAGACUUUCUUGCUUUAAUUUUAUGCACAGUUAUGUUUUGGACAAAUAAAACAAUCAAUGUGAAAGUCCUCAAAUAGGACCCUUGAGACAUAUAUAUUCUAGUCAAGGCCAUUCCUAUAUCUAUUCCAAAGUCUAAACAAUCCCAGUACUGAAUGUGCAGAGAGAGCGUAGAGGAGGUCAAGGAAAUGAGAUAUGAAUAAAAAGCAGGAAACCAGCAUUACCAGGAAAUAUAAUAAAGAUAUUAAGGGAGGAGAAAUUUUACCAUUUGAAGACACAUUUACAGGCGUAUUUACUAAAUCGAGAAUUCAAAGAUAAUUUAAAACUGAAGGCAGAGUGGCUGCAAUGAGAGGUCUGCUAUUUUUUACCUUAAAUUUACUUAGAGUUCACUUUAAAUUCUCCCUUUGGUGAAUAACCCUUUGUAAGAGUUACCCCCAGGUGUCCGAGUUAUUGGCAUGGAAUAUUCAUUUAAAAAAAACCAAAAAGGUUUGUAAGGAUAAUCAACCCCGAGUUACGUGUAGUUAAUAACCUGAGAACUGAAUUUACAUGUUGCUAGUUAAGAGCAUUUUUUUAAAGUGCUCCUAGUUUGUGUUUUAUUUUUUAUUUAUUUUUUAAUUCUUUAUUUUAGUUGUGCAUAUGAUAAUAACAGUCGCUUGUGAGGUACCACAAAGGCAGUCCUCUAGCGCAUGAUAAACAGUUUAAACAUUAGCGUAGACUUUGGAUCCAGCACAUUUUUGGGGGUUAAUAAUGUUAUGAUCAGUAUAUAUUUGCUUUGCUUAAGCAUUUCAAAGCAUAACACGGAACAACAUACAGGCUAUAAUCACAGAAGUAUUUGGUCACCGAUUGUUAAUGAUCUAGUUCACUGCACUAUCUAUAAAAUACACUUUAGCAGUGAGAUAUGCAUGCUUGUGAGACGUGUGGUAGGUGCUAAUAUGGACAUGCACAAAAAUGUUUGUAUUUCAUACAUCAUGCAAUAAACGUUUAAACAUUUGUUGAUUCGCAAUGCCUCAUUGUUACAUAUAACUAGAGUAUAAACAAGUUAGGCUAUGGCAUAUGGUAGUUGAGUGUAUUUUCGACAUGCCAGAUCAUGUAUACAUAUAACUUCGAGUGUCAUAGCUAAGUACACUUUUGCUUAUAGUUAAAUAUGCAGGUCUCAUGUUAAACAUAAUAAGAGAAAAUAAUAAAAUAAAAUAAGAAAUUAGGAAGGCUUGUUAUUCGUGUUAUAGACUGAAGCUUAUGGCGUAUUGGUAGUAUGACCUAUAUGUGGGGGAGGAGGGAUGCUGAGAUAUGGCACUCAAAUCUUAAACAACUUAAACACUUUAGAGCCCUGUUAGGCAAGUUAGUCUAAAGGGACAUUGCUUGGCUUAUUUGUCUGACAUUGACCAUUAGGGAUAGCAUACCAAAAGAGUAAACAUGCUUGCACUUAAAUCAACAAGGUUGGUACAAUAUAAGCAGGAUAGUGUCCGCUGGGGUGGGAUGGAGGUGGUCAUAAGGCAGCAGGCUAGCCCCCAAUGUGUUCCCGAAAGUCAGCCGACUCCCAUAGUCGGUAUGUUCCUGGUGCCUGCAAGUGAAGCGUAGGUGGUGCUCAAAGGUAGUGUCCACAGGUCAUAAGUGGUGCUCAGAGGCAAUGUCCACAGGUCAGUAUUGCUUCUCCUGGCUGGGGUCUGUAUGCGCGUGUGGUAGUGGAUUCGCCAUACCGUUCGGGCGUUCCGGCUGCGGCUCGAUUUCCCCAGUCUCUGGCUCCGGGCCUUAGCGAGAGCCCCGGCCUUGUGUCCAUGGAGCCUUCCAGACACGGUGGUUGGCUAGGGGGCCCACGGGUUCUCCCUGUCCCGGGUGUCCCCACGAGUGUAUGGACAGCAUGGGGUAAGCCCCUGAUGGGCUCCCAGCCCAGAAGAAUGCCGGGUAGGCAGAGCGGCAGCUUUGUACGCCUUUUUGAUGGGCGAUGCUGGUUUGGUUUUUGGUUUGGGUUUACAGACCUCCCUCAGGUUUUGUGCUGGUAGGCCCGAGUUGCUCUGUUUGGGUUGUGGCUCGGCGGCCCUCUUGGUAGCGCCAUGCUUGCUGCUUUUACGCCUCUCGCUUAUUUGUGGUGAGGCCGUCGGUUUCAUUUUAGCCUCCAGCUUGCGCCAGAAAGUGUCGAAGAGUGCUUCCAGUCUUUGCCGGGUCCCAUACUGUGGGUCUGUAGGUUCAAGGGGAAGCGUGGCGUCCGCCAUGUUGGGUGCAGCGUCUUGUUGCAUGCUUCCCCGCGCUUUUCCCCACUGUUCCCGCUCCAGUCUCGUUUUGUCUCUCAGGUGUGGACCACGAUCACCCCCGGCCGUUCCUGCUUGCGUUGUGUCAGCAUUUCGUGGCACCGGACCGGGGGAUCGGCCGCCUCUCCUGCUCUACGGUCGCCAGGCCUCAUGGCGCAAGUCGGUCUGCCAGCCGGUUUCAGAGUGAUCCCAGAGUGGUCGGUUCAGUGCCCUUUAGUGGGUCAGAUGAGACCAUUUGGGUUUCUCUGUUUUAAAGCUUUUAGGGCUGAAACGUUGUGUUUUGCCCUGUGCUCUGAGGAGCUCUGCAGUGGCACGUCUAUCUUCCAUGCUGGUCAGGCCCCGCCCCCCAGUUUGUGUUUUAUUUUAUUAUUUUAUUUUUUUUGCAAUAUAACAGCCAAUCCUUACUACUUUACUGGAAUCUAUAGGUGUGUCUGUUCAAGAAAAGCAUUAACUGUCAGUAUUAUAGUUGAUCCAGCACGCAGAAUAGUAUCACACCUAGGACUAAGGAUAACGUCUAGCCAGACCUUAGAAUGGCCGGACUUAACGUACCCAAGAAUAGUCAAAAUACUUGCCGAGGACAGGGACACAGAAUGAGACACAACGAUGAGGAAAGACAGAAGUCAAGGAUACCAGAAAUCAGGGAAGUCAAAACAAAGCCAAAGUCAAAUACCAGAAAAUGCAAUCAGGAACACACUCUCAGAUAACCAGCUAGUGGAAACCAUGACAGGGCACUGACAAAAAGGUAAUUUGGGUUUAUAUAACCCUCCGUACGCUGUAAUUGGCUCUCUGUGACCUCUGAACCCAAAACGUGCGUACGUGUCCAUGAUGUGACGUCGCACGCACGUUGGCGCCAUCUUUGAUGUGGGCGAAGAUUUUUUUCCUAUAAAAUCCUGAACUGCAGUGGCCAGCAUUCCUAAGAACGUCGCACCCGCUGCGGACCGGAACGGAGGGAGACCGGGCAGCUGCCUGCCCAGACCAAGGUAAGUCAGAAAUAUCUCUCUGCUUAGUUUUUGUGCAGCCACGCCGGCAGAGGAGCCGGGAGCCGUGACAUUAACAUCUUUUUGUAUUCUGUUGAUAUUCCGUUGAUUCUGCCCACUUUUCUCCAACCCCUCCUCGUUUGUCUUGAACUACAGUCACUCUCUGAAUAUGAGCCACUGUCUGCAUUUACUAACAGACCAUUUGUUCUCUUUACUUCAUAGGCUUUGAAACGCUAGUCUCCUCCUAAUAGAUUUAAUAGUGUUCGAAAUGCUUUCCAAAUUAUUUAAUAUUUUUAAACAUAGAAUGUGACGGCGGAUAAGAACCAUUCGGCCCAUCUAGUCUGCCCAAUUUUCUAAAUACUUUCAUUAGUCCCUAGUCUUAUCGUAUAGUUAGGAUAGCCUUAUGCCUAUCCCACGCAUGUUUAAACUUUUAAAAUGUUUUAUCACUAUGAAAAAUAUUUAAAAUUUUAAUAUUUUGAUAUUUUGUAAUAUAUUUAUAUAUUUUGGUAUAUGACAUGUUUGAUAUUUUAAUAUGUUGAAAAAAAAAGCUAUUUCAAAAAUACUAAAUCAUUUGUAAAGCUUGUCCAGCAUUUUAAAUUGAGGUCUAUAGUUCUUGAUUGCUCAAAAUUAUAACAGUAGUUUUGUAUACCAUCUUAAACCUGCAACUUCAAAUUCUAGCUUGCCGCAGCCUCUUACUCAGUCUCUGUUAAUCUCCUACAUUUUGUCCUUAGGUAUAUAUAUAUAUAUAUGGUAUUUAUGUGCUUAAAGGGACACUACAAAUUGCAAGUGACCGUAAAUGUCAAUGUAUAGUUAAUGCAUUAAAAAUAAAUAUGCAAAUAAAUAACCUUUAAAGGUAUGCCCCUCCCACCAGUGUCCAUUGCAAGGGUAUCUUCCUUAGCAAUGGACGCUGUCUGUGCUCAUUUGCAUGUCAAGGUGGAAACUCUGGGAAAGUUGGGUAAACAUAACUUUUCGAGUAUCUAUGCCCAAGAAGGACCUUUCAAAGUCCAACUUCAGAUAUGCAGGUGAUGCAUAACAGUAAUAUAAUAAUAUUUUGUAUUUUUUCUAUGGGGCGUUGUAUCGUGUUUGGCCUCACCACAAUAUUAUAUAUAUAUAUAUAGGGGAGCUUAUUUGCCAUAUGCCUGUCCAGUUUGCCCCUAUGCACAAGUUGGAUGGAUUUAGAUAACAAAGAAGGAAGUAAAAAUGUAUCAUUAUAAUCCAGUUUCAUUCUAAAACAGAUAAAAUGUCAUUUAUGGAUACAAAAAAAUAACAAUAUAUAAACCUUCACUGUAAAGCCAACGUGAUAUAAAAUAUGAAGUAAUAGACCUAAAAAUAAUAUAGUUACAAUGACAAUUAUUUAUUCCAACAUAUUCCGUACCGCUGAACAAUAAGAAACAAAACAAAAAUGUUUGAUUUUGUGAUUUAAUUCUAACAAAAGAUUUAUGACAUACGAGAACAGCAGGUGAAAAUUGCCCUGCCCAACAAGUUGACCAGAUGUAUCGUCUCUGCCAAAGCAAAAUCCGGAUCUCAAUUUUGUUAGUAGAAUAUUUUUGCGCAUAUUAUUUCAAAAGAUCUGAGGAGAAUAAUAUCGUCUGACAGCAGAUUCUGUAAGAGAGCGUUGAGUUAUUUUUUUAACCAGAACAAAAAGAAUGCUUAAAGUGCACUAGAGAAUUCAUUAAAGCAAUAUUGUUUGUUAAACUGGAAUUCCACUAAAUGUACCAUACAGCCAUUAGAAACGGAGUGAGAAGAGUGUGGGGAGGAGGUUGUGGUAGAGCCAGCAUAAACGAAGAAAGGGCAGUUAAAAUCCCAGACGAUAGCGUGCACUUUCCUUUUUAGGUGUCCAGCAAAAGUCUUGAGGAUAAUAGGAGGAAGGAAGGGACACGGUGGGGAAGGUCAGGGGAGACGUACAGUAAUGUGAAUUUGAUUAUAUUUCUAUGAGGGUUGGGCAUUGAGAAGUACUGUUUGUUAGAAGUCAAAAGUUGGACGUGAUACACUUGACUCAGAAAGUUAUCUAACUCGAGUGCAUUCGGAAUAGUCAAUGGGAAAACCUAAACCGUAAAUUAUUCAAAAGAUCCGAGUUGGAAAGAAAAGAAAAUUAGAUUUGCCGCCAGAUAUUCCUGUAAUAAGAAGCAACUGAAUAAAGAAUACAGGGAUAAAGAGAAGAGAUCUAGUUACUUAUGUCACUCCUAUUUCUGUCACUUUAGUACUUUUUUUACCCCAUUGCCGUAGCAACACAUUACUGAUUAAAUCAGGGUCACUUGGAAAGAAAUGCAUGCUUUAGACUGUAAGUAGUAAAGUAAAGUCAGCUGUCCGCAGACCUUAAUUCUCCCAAUGCAACAAUGGAAUGAUGUGUCCCUGUCCCAUAAAAUAAACAAUGUGGUUAUUCUACUCCAGUGAUUGCUAUCCUUUGAUUCCACUUUUUGGCAUUACCAUGGCAAUUCCGCUUUUGUCCUCUGACACUCCACGCAAGACCCGACAUCGUGAAGUCUGGUUCUGAUGUCAUUCAUGGUGCAAAACGCUCACACUUUGCCCCUUUAUAGAUUUAAAGAUACAGGGCACAUUUUUAUGACAAGUUAUUUUCUUAUAACAUCACACAGUACUGUAACUAAUCACAGCAUUGGGUAUUUAACUAGCUGGUUGUUUCUAGUUCCUUGCCCUUUUCUGGUUUCUGUUAACUGACUGAUUCUGUUUUCUGACCUUGGCUUGAUUGACCAUUCUUGCUUUCUUUAACCCUGACAUUGGCUGGUUACUUGUUUCUGUGUACGUCUUUUAUCCCUGACCUUGGCUUGUUACUGGUUUCUGUGUACGUCUGUUAUCCCUGACCUUGGCUUGUUUCUCCUUUCUGUGUAUGUCUGUUAUCCCUGACCUUGGCUUGUUAAUGUUUAUUCUGUGUCUGCUUGCAGAUAGCCUGACUAAUUUAUCAGUGCUAGCCCAGCCAUUCUAAGGACUGGUAUGCAUAGCUGCCUUGUUUCUACCUAGGUUUGUGUGUUAGGGUCAGGUCAGUCCUGACAACUACCUUUUUUUCAGUGGUUUCUGGAAGCAAAAUGGCUUCCAACCUGGUGCCAGAAAAUGUAUCUGUUAAAGUAGGCCUGGGCUGAGUAUAUAUUUAGGAACAUCACACACGGCAUAUCCAAUUGUGUUCCUUACACUGGUUUGGAACAUAAACUUGGCAAACUGCUUGAAUCUUGAUGGGUUGCUUGGUCAGAGUACCAAUGUCUGACCUCUCCUUAGUGGACCUACAAUAAAAAUAAACGGGUGGCACAAGCGUUUGGCUGUGGUGUAUGUGGCAAACAACCACACCACGCCUGGAAUGUAAUUUGUGAAAUGUUGAAAAUGAAGGAUAUUUUGAUUGGAGGUAUAUUUGGCUUGUUGCCUGAAAAGUUCCACAUUUUUCAUGAAUAGACAUUUAGAAUAAUUACUUUCUACCUCUGUGUCUAUUAAGUUUACAAUCCAACGAACUGUUGACUAAACUCCAGAGUGGUUUAGAAAUGUGGUCUCCGGGAAAAAAAAUUCCCACAGUUCACUGCUGUUUAAAUGAUACUUAAUUGGUAGUUUACAUAUAAAAUAUCAUAUAGACACAUUCCUUAAAUUAUUUUGGUAACAUUCUGCCACCAGACACUUUGUCCAAACGUAUCCUGAAAUGUUUUUAGAAUACAAAGAGUUAUUUAGAAUAUUAUGUAAUCCUUCAAAGAAUCUUUUGCUUGGGAACAAGAUGACAGUCAGACGUGUAACAGCAAACGUUGACUGGGUGAAUUGAUGUAUUUAUAUAUAUUUAUAUUAAUGGGCCUCAGAUGCUGAAAUUAAGUUGCCUAUCUUUUUAUUAGGUUGCUAAAUGUUAUACGAUAGACAAGCACACUCACGAUGGCAGGGUGUUAACCAGCAGAUGAGAAAUGAAAGUUGUACUCGAAAUGAAGUUAGUGUCUGUUUGCGUUCCGAUAAAACAGCUACCAAUCCUCUCACAUUUUUGAGAGGGGACAUAUUGCUAGGAUAAGGAAAGUACAGAAUGCCUUAUGUAAUUUUUUCUAGUAGCUUAAAGGAUCACUAUAGUAUCAGGAAAACAAACUUAUUUUCCAGACACUAUAUAACCCUUAAGUUCCCCCUGCCCCCCCCCACCCUUCAGCUACUUACUUUAAUCCAGCGCCGUGCUCCCUCGGCGCUGGUGACCACUCCGACAUCAGCUCCCGACUGGAGCCGAAUGUGCAUGCGCUGCCAGAGCCGCGCGCGCAUUAAAAACGCCCAUAGGAAAGCAUUACUCAAUUCUUUCCUAUGGAUGUCCAGCGCAAGUUCAAUGCGAUUUUCACACUGAGAAUCACGGAAAGCGCCUCUAGCAGCUGUCAGGAAGACAGCCACUAGCGGCUGGGUUAACCCUGCAAUGUAAACAUAGCAGUUUCUUUGAAACUGCUGUUUACAUCUGAAGGGUUAAAACCUGAGGGACCUGGCACCCAGACCACUUCAUUGAGCUGAAGUGGUCUGGGUGACUAUAGUGGUCCUUUAACCCAGGUAUCGCUGGGAAGUAGAUUCACAACUGUUGCAGAACUACCAAUCCCAUGAUGCUUUGCCAGCCUUAAGAUUGGUAAAUCAACAGGAUAGCUGUAGUUCCGCAACAGCUGAGGAUACGUUUAUGUUCUUGAAUAAAGAGUGAAGCUAGUUAAACCAAUGCACAGUCAGUUGGUAAUAGUUUGUGGGGACUUGCAAGGUAAGCUCCUACAUUUUCAGAUGGGAGUUGUAUGACAGAUGUUUAUGGUGCUAAAACUGUCCUUUUACAAUUGUACAAGUUCUAAUUUAAAAAAAUGGAAUUUGAGCUCUAUGUCUGUUCAACCAUAAUUUACCUCUUUCAUAUUAAGUGCACCCACACGUAUUAUAUAUAAUUUUAUUCAGGAGAAACAUGGCUUUCGUUGCACCUCAAAUAUUGAUAAUUAAAACAUAAUUUAAUAUGAAUAAAAUCUAACAUUUGAGAAAUUAAGAAAUUUUGUUAUUUUUCAUGUUCUGCAUGACGUUUUAACUGUGAAUGUCAUAAUACUGUUAGCUUUUACUGCAAUAAAAUACACAUAUUUGUGUUCAGCAAUGUCUCACGAGUGAAACGGUACCCCCCAUGUACAGGUUUUAUGGGGUUUUGGAAAGUUACAGGACUUUCUACAUUUUCAGUUUUUACACAUUAAAACUUGCGGAUUGGUUUGCUGGGCUUACGUUGCCUUUGAGACAGUAUGGCAGCCCAGGAAUGAGAAUUCUCCCCGUCAUGGCAUACUAUUUGUAAAACCCAGGUUAUUCAAGCUGAACAACAUACCCAAUCCAUCACAAUGUCUUCAUUCUCACAAGAAUUACAGAAUCCCGAUGUUGGGUAAAAUCUGAAGUUAAAGUUGUUGUUUUUUUCUCUCUCAAGUAUUUCCCCAAGUUUUGAUACUUAGCAUUAAACACAGUAGAUAUAUUUCCGCUAGCGUUUUCACAUGCCAGUUGAUUCUCCUUUUCUAUUUGCUCAAUGGCCCAAUGUUUAGAACGCCUAAACUGAGAUUGUGUGCUUGCUCAAGUGUUGUAGUCCUAACCAUUAAUGUGCUAUUGCUAUAUAGAAAGCCAUUGUUAUGCCUCUUUUAUGAGGGCAAUGCAAGAUACUGGAUUGAUGUUAGAUUUGAGAUCUCAGAAGUGUAUGCUGCAGUUUAAUAAAUGUCUCACAGAGGUCAAUUUUUAGUAUUGAUUAGUUGAAUAACAUUAAUUGCUCCACCCUCCCUCUCCUUUCCUAUGGGAAAGCAAGCAUUGGAUUGGCUGAGAUCAUCAAUUCUGAUAAUCUCAGUCAAGGAGGUGGAUUGGGGGCAGAGCCAACUGGAACAAAAAUUUUGUUUUAUACUUGUUUAAGGGGGAGCCUGGGGACCCAAUAUGGUUUGUUAAGACUAUACACAUUUGUUCUCCUGAUCCUUUAGUGUUCCUUUAAUGUUGAUAAAUUACAGCAGUUUAUCUCAAAAUCCCCUUGAUGUGGUUAAGUGGUUUUUAAACAACUUCACAUACCAGAUUUUUUUUUGUCAACACCAAAGAUAAAGAGUAGUAUCAGGACUUAGAGAAACUAUUAGAAAGUUGUCUUCUCCCUAGUCUUACAUUUUGUGUACAUAAAAAUACCAAUAGUUAGGGUUACCAGAUAAACCAAGUUUUCAGUGACACAUAUCAUAGAUACAGUUUGAUGGGUAGCACAUGAAAAGGGUUGCCCUGUAGUAUGUAGUUUUCAGAAGAAGGUGUAUCAGAUUAAGUAAUUAGACAAUGACGAAUCUUGCACAAUAUGCAUUAUACACACUGCAGGGCAACCCUUUUCAUGCAUUUUCAUAAAUAUGACAAAGUUAAAUAAAUCACAGCUUGGUGCAAUAUGCCAUGUAUUGUUCAUCCAAGGUUGUAUUUACCUAAUAGUAAGGCCUGCUAAGGAGCAGAUGAUAGCUAUUAUGCCCUGGUAUGUAAAACCAUAGAAUUCAGAGGGUGUACUUUCUUUUUCCCAUGUCUGUAUAUGUAUCCCUGGACACAUGGUAGAUCGGGUAACCCUACCAAUACGAGCUGAUGGAAAACAGUGUUAUUCACCAAAAUAGGAAUUAAUAAUUAAUGGCUAUUUUUCAAGCCCAUUGAUUUUGGCAAAUUAUUUAUAAUACCCUUGUCAGUUCUUGAAAGUUUCAGCUUAAUGAAUCACAUCAUGUUAUGUUAUAUAUAUAAAGUAUUGCUUAGGGUUCUGAUGUAACUAAACUGGAAUUUAUGGAGAAUUAACAAGUUUUUGGUCAAAAUAAUCAAAAAUGUAUAAACAGUCGAAUUAGAGAAUUUUUACAAUUUGAUUAUUUUGGCCAUAAACAAAAGCAUUUGUCAUUAAUCCAUAAUUGGCAUUUUAUUGAUUUGACCUCAUGUACACAUUUAAAUUAUUCAAAAAUAAUGAACUGUGGAGAAAUAAAUUCUCUGAAAAAGCAGUGUUUACAGUGCUAAGGCUGCAGGGACAGGCUAUAGAUACGAAAAACCAUUAUGUUAAGCUGUAGUGGUUCUGGUAACUAUAGCGUCCCUUUAAUUAUAUUGCUGCCUGUUGCUUUAACCCUGUGUAUAUAGAAAAUAACCCAAGAUAAAACAAGCCAUAAAUGGCGUUAAAUAGGUUAAUUUUGCAACCUUCCAGAAAAAAUUAUGUUAGCAGCAGCUUACUAGUGAAUUAGUCACACAACACCUAUUCAGCAAAAAAAAACUAAUAUAAAGGUUUUUUUAAAAAUAUAAAUAUAUAAAUAUAUUUUUUUAAUUUGACCAAUUUUACUAUCAGUUUAAAAAUAUAUAAAUAUUUUUUUUUUAAAUAAAUGAAAUAAAGUGCUUUAUUUUUUAAAAUUUUUAUUUGCAGGGGUUGAUUGCAAUACACAAAAAGUUUUUUGUGAGCCCAAUCUUAAAUGCACAGCGCACUUUAUAUUAGUUUUUUUUAACCCUGUGUACACUUUGUGCUGAAAGCUAAUAGUAAGUCAUGAGUAUCUGCAAUGGUUGGAGUCUAUCAGUAUCUUAAUGCUUUAACCUUGUUCACACUGUGUGCUGGUUGCUAAUAGAGUAGCUGACAUGUUUCAUAACAGAAGCAAUAUUUAAUAGAAAUCUAAUGUUAUCAUAGCAGGAGCACUACUGAAGAUGGGAUCACGAAAGGGUGAGCUAAGAGAGUGCUUGGAAGAUAGACAGAGAGAGCUGGAGCAUUAUACAGAGACAUGUACUGUGUGCCCCUGUCAAUUAAAUAAGGCUUCAUUGGAACACUCUAGAGAGAAGCAAUAUAGAUCAGACACAGAACACAGCCGUACUGGGUUGCAAGGUGCAUGUUUAAUAACGCCUUUCGAUGUCUCUCUCCUGUAGCUACGCAUUGCGUCUGGAAGCGCUGAUUUUCAAGAAGGAUUUUCACGCAAUUGUACUCUCUCUGCUAUCUACAGCCCGAGAACUAAAGGGAGCUGCGGAAGGUGAGGGUUUCGCUUACUUACGAGUCUGUCUGUGUAUAGCAAUGUCACAAUGUUUGCUAAACAUUCCACUGUCGUAGAAUGAUUGCAGUAUAAGGUGUUUCUGGCAAUUUAUAUAAACCAUUUGGGCAUCCCUACGUUUUUCUCUGUAGGGCAACACACGGUAUAUAUGUAUGGAUAGAUAGAUAGAUAGAUUGAGCCUGGUUUUAACGAAUUGGAAAGCUAAACCUAUUUAAUACAACUAUUCGCACUAUUCUCCAGAUGUCUCUGUUAUGAGAUGGUAAGUAAGCAGCGUGGAGGAAGAGAUUGUCCUCUACCCCCCCGUCCCUCCAAGACAGUGUUUUACAUAGCAAGCAUAGAUUAUGGUAUAGAGUAAACCUGCCGCGCUUAGUAUAAACAGACAUGUCUCGUUAUGGUCUGCUUCAAAAUAAUCAUAAAUCAUUCCUAUGGUUAGCUUCACUUUAAAGGUAACUUGUUAGGCAGGGAUACAUUGCUAGGCUGGCUGGUAUUAAGAGGAUUAAAGACGAUAAAUGGUAACUGCUAGAACGAGUCUUUAAAUAAUAUGCUGAGUUGUGUCAUGCUGCUUUGGGUUAUGAGAAAUCCAUACCUCCCAAGUGUCCCGUUUUAGGAGGGGUAGUCACUAUUUUGAGCGGAAUCACUAUGUCCGUCUUUUCUAUCCUUAUAUCCCUUUUUCUGCCAGAUUUUUUUUUUUUUUGUUUGUUUGAAAGACACACGACAAUUUAACUAAUUUGUCAAUUAAUUUGGAAUUAGGAAGCGACCAGCACCCAAGGUAAGUUUCCAUUAGCAAAUAGUUUGACUAUAUACACUGGGGCGGUGCUGGGGCACUUUUGGCCAGACACUGUAGUAGUUAUGGUGCUUGGACUGCUCAUUUAACAAAAUUGUUGGUUGUUUUUUUCACUAUAAUGGCCCUGUUUCUGUCACUCUCCUUUUUUUCUGUUGUGAUUGUACGUGAGCCUGUGUACAUACCUUAGACAUAGAAACUUUUAUUUUAUGGGUAAUGCUUAAGAAUGUGGCUAGAGGGUGUGGUAUUACUGGAGAAUUCUAGGUGUCUUCAAGACAGAUAUAUGUGUAAGUUAGUAAGUCAUUUACAGUGAGCAUAAAAUAUUUUACUUAGAAAACCAGGUCUAUAAACACAUGCGUUGCAGUAUAAACAUUGGUCGUGUGAAGCUCAGUGAUUCACAGACUCGUUUACACUGCACUUAUUUGAGGUUUGUUCAUUCAACUCCAAUUACUUAGCCUUUUAAUUAAGUUUGUUUAAAAAAAAUCUGCCAUUUUAGGCUAGUUCAAGUUGGCUGUUUGAGGCCUGAUUCAGCUGCUGUAAUGGUGAUCUUAAUUUAAAUUUAAUGUUGAGUAAAGCUUGUUGACAAUCAACACCAACGAUGCUGCAAAGUGAAUAGGGGCCCUCAAGGCCAGGAUGAGAGAAGUGAAGGAGUUUGUGCAUGCAUGUGUAAUAGAAUUUGCAAACACCUCAAAAAGUUUUCCUCCUGGAUUCAUAUGUGGUAUGUAGAAAACCAUAUGUUUGUUUUUUGGGUUCAGAACAGAUGCUUUUAGUGGUCACAGAUGCCCUAAUUUAGCCCCUUGUGGUGGAAUGGUCUGUUGGCCACCUCCCCUAGAAUUGUACAUCUUUUUAUGUUCUACUCCACCACUUGUGUUUCUCUUUGCACCCCAUUACCCCUUGUUUGUACCUGCUGACACCCCUCACCUUAUACUGUUUCUCAAAACCCCCUUACUUCUCUGUCAUAACCUUUACUCCCUUGUGUGUCUUUCCUAAUCCCCUUGUGUGUUUCUCAAAACCUCCACUUACCUUCAUGAGUGUCUCUCCAGGUCCACCAUAUUGUAACGAGGCCAAGUUAGACUGACAGGAGUCUGUCAGGAGUUCUGACCGAGCAGAGUGACUGGCUAACGAGGCAGGAUAUGACGUUCAAUCUCCACUCACUCUGUAGACCGCAAAGUAGAAUGUUCAGAUCCCAUGUUGUACCCCAGCUCGGCCAUGCUACAAUCAGUGGAGGGGUUCUGUGAGCGUGCCUCACAUGGAUACCACAUAAAGCGGCCUGCGCUGCACCCCCCAGUAUGUUAUUCAAGGUGGUCAAUAUGGAUAGCAGCAACCAGUACAUGUUGUGUAAUAGACAUACUGGGUUGAUCACUAUUGACAGGUAAAUUACAUAUUUUAAACCAAAAUGCCUGAUAUAGAAAAAUAGCCAUGUUGGAUAGUUUUUCUAAUUCUACUAUUUGACAUAAAAUCUUUAAUUCCCUGAUAAUUCUUCAUAAUCUCCAGUUAAGUGAAUAUCCUUUGACAAGCUGAUGCCGCGAUUACAAAGAAUAUCCUUUGACAAGUCCAUUACUGUGUAAUGGCUAAAAUCUCAAUAUUUUAAUAACACAGAAUAAAGGGACACUCCAAGUACCAUAACCACUGCAGUGCAGUUAGGAGCUUCCUGCUUAGGAGCUUCUGUUAUCUCUUCUGAGCUGAGCCCUGCAGCGGCAUCAGCUGAUCGCUCUCAGCCAAUGACCUAAGCCAUGCACUGCCAGGCUUAGCUCAGACAGAGACCUUCCAGCUUUCUGAGAGUUACAAGGGGGGAGGGCAUCCGUCAUACACCAGGUAUGAAGUCAACCCGUUAUAUAACAGUUUGACUGCUUACACUGGGUGGGCGCACGUUGCAGUGGUUAUGGUGCUUGGCGUGUUCCUUCAAGACAGAAAGAUGGCUUACAUAGAUGUUGAAUUAAACAGAGCCUAAUCGUUAUUUGUAUAAUGCACAGGUUAUUUGUUGAUUUGCUGAUAUACAAAGAGUCUCUAUGCUCACAGUUUACUCAGACAAGUAAAACAAUGUAAUGAUUAUCUUGGGUUUCAUGCGCAUCCUUAGGGUAUCUGUCUGCACGCACUGCCUAUCUGCCUGUGCUGUCUUGUGUCAUUGGCUCCGUUUGUGCUUACGUUUGGCAUCUAAUUUGCUGCUUGAACCCGGUAAUUUGAUUUUGCUGUUUUCGUUGGACAAUUCAGAGUAGACACAAUGAGCGUUUAGAAGUCAAGAAACUUUUAGCCCACAAAUCCCGCAGCACAAUAGGAUUCAUCUUCAAAGGGCUUUAUACUCGGGCACUAUUUGUAUUGGAGGAUUUUAAUUCCUUAAUUUUUUAGCCAUAGUUUGAUAAAUAUCUCAUCCCUUUCUUUCGCUCAGUAUAAUAAAAUGUAAUGGAGAAAUUAAAUAUUGUAUCUAUUCCUCCUCUUUAUUAGCCUUGGCCUUGCCUUGUCUGGAAUGGACUGUGAAGUCAUUUGCUACGUGCUUCAAUUACAUUUAAAAGAAAACGCAGCACAAAUGUUAACGCGAGUUAUAGAUCAUUUACAAAGUUAUAUUCCAUGGUGUAAGUUCCAGGAAGUGGCAGUUCUCUAUCAAGGAAUCAUGUGUUUGUAACUAGUCUUCUUAUGAUCACCGAAUACUUUGGCUAAUAGCUAUGAUUCACUGUGGCAUGAAAGGUGCCCAAAUCACAAUUCGUGGCGGCACUGCCAGUCCCACUGCUAAAGUAGUUUGAUAAGAUUAGAGAUCUAUUAAAUAUAAAUAUAUGCAGUGAUGACAUUUCGUGAAUAAAUUAAAAGACCAAAAUGUGCCGAACAUUGAGAGCCUUCCUGGGUAAUCUAUUUUGGAUUAACUUCUAGUAUCACACCAGAAAGUAAACAGUUUAUAUUUAAUACCCCAGUACUCUGUAUUGUGUCAUAACUAGACACAUUUAAAUACUGAUUGUUAGAAAGCUAAAAUAAAAUGAUUACAUUACGUUAUGGGCUCCUGAUUUCCCGUAUGUCUUGGGACCUCUCAACAGACUCCCAACUCUUAAACUAACCCUGGUGCCAGUUCUUUAUCUCUCGGACACUUCGCAAAGGGAGGGAUGGAUAGGGGAGACUUGCCCCACAGCCUUUAGGGUGCAGCCUCACACCAUCAUUCAUUUACCAAUUACAUGCAGGGGUAAAUAGGCUGAGCAGUCUAUUGGCCUAGUGGAAUAAUGCAGGAGAGAGGAAGCAAGCAAGUUUGUACAGAACUUGAACUUCCUAUUUAGGUCAAAGAAAAUGCAAAUUCCAGUAUGGGCUCACGCCCAUUCUUUGCUGCUGCAAACACCUUGGAACAUAGAAUGUGACGGCAGAUAAGAACCAUUCGGCCCAUCUAGUCUGCCUAAUUUUCUAAAUAAUUUCAUUAGUCCCUAGUCUUAUCUUAUAGUUAGGAUAGCCUUAGGCCUAUCCCAUGCAUGGUUAAACUCCCUCACUGUGUUACCUUCUACCAGUUCAGCUGGAAGGCGAUUCCAUGCAUCCACUACUCUCUCUGUAAAGUAAUAUUUCCUGAAAUUAUUUUUAAACCUUUGCCCCUCUAAUUUAAGACUAUGUCCUCUUGCUGUGGUAGUUUGUCUUCUUUUAAAUAUAGUCUCCUUCUUUACUGUGUUGAUUCCCUUUAUGUAUUUAAAUGUUUCUAUCAUAUCCCCCCUGUCUCGUCUUUCCUCCAAGCUAUACAUGUUAAGAUCCUUUAACCUUUCCUGGUAAGUUUUAUCCUUUAUCCUUUAACCAGUUUAGUAGCCCUUUUCUGAAACAACUGGAUUUAAGGCCUCAGACAUUUUCGAAUUGCACGCUAAUUUGAAUUAUUAUAUAAAAAUAUAAAAACUUUUUUUUUAAAUUAGAUUUUUAAUAUAAUAAUAUUUUAAUAUUUGGGUGGCUAUUAAUUCAGAUAUCAUAAAGUUCUAGCUAUCACUUGUGUGACAAAUUGUUGGGUGGUUUAACUGUCUAUUCAAGGAAUCCAUUGAAGUGGACGCUAAAAACAAUAUGUCCAGCUGAUUAAUUAGGGGACAUGAUUUUUUUCAUUUGAAAUCAACAUUUUUUUUUUGUUAAAGUGAUGGUUUUGUACUACAAAACAUAAAAGAAUAACCUGUUUGAUGUAAGCGUUGUUUAGCGCACAUAGGAUCACAUUCUGGAUUAAGAACGGUAGAAGGACUAAAUAAACUGGAAGAUGUGAAUACAAUAUGCCAAUCGCAGCAAGUAAAGCAUAAACAUAGUUUGAAGAAUACCUAAAAUCAUAGAGUUGCUGCUUUAAUUUUUUAGGCUUUACGUAAUAUAAGAUUUAUAAUGUGGAAAAGUAUCGGUCAGCAAAACAGAGCGUUUAGAAAGUGGUUACAGACUGGUUAGAAUCUUCAGAAUGCGGUGUGGAAUUAACAAAAUGGAAAGUUUAAUUAGAAAAUGCACAGUAUGGAAAUAUUUAGUCAGAGGACGCAGAAAAAGUUGAUAUUUUCUCUAAAAUGAGCACUGCUACUUUACAAUGUAUACGACAGGGAUUAUCAAAGGUAAAUCUCCAAAUAUAAUAUAACUACAUUUCCCAUGAUGCUUUGCCUGACCUGUUUGGGUCUAAGUCUUGUAUUGCAUUUAUAUCUGUUUAUAUAUGACCUAAUCAAAACACAUUUUCAGUUUUAAUCCUUCCGUCUUAAACUUUUAAAAUCUAAUGGUGUAAUGUAUGUUGUUUUUUUUGUGUCAAAUUCUUACAUUAAAGUGCUACUCCAACCACCAUGAUCAUUUCAGUGAUUUAAAGUGGUAAUGGUGGUAGGAGUCUGUAUGUGCAGUGUUUCUGUUUGAAACAUGCAUGCUCUCUGAGCCAGCAAUUGGUCCAAUCACAGACAUCUCUAUAAGAAGCGUCCAAUUUGAUCGCGUUGCGGCCCCCGUGACAUGAGGACGGGUGUAUAAGGCAGCACAGGUAAGUAAGAAAACUUUUUGUCCGUUUUUAUUUUAAUUGGAGCAGGAGGACCUCCUCAAUAAUGCCCAGAAUGGCAUUUUACACCGGUAAGGACUCCCCUCUCAUGAGGCUGUCUGCUCAAUGAGUGUUAACAUAUUGGGACUGGAGAAAGCAUAUCUCAUGUGCUCUCCAGAUCAAGAUAAGGUACACCCAGUAGUGUGUGUUGUUAGCGCUGCUUAAUAACCAACAUUUUAUAUUAUUUUUCUGUUUUUUGUCCAGAGCUGCUGCAAUGUACAGAACUGCACUACAUCCUCCGGCUCAUACUAAAAGCAGGAAACUUUAUGAAUGCGGUGAGUGACUUACACGCCUUCUGCAUACUUAGACUCAUACUGGUCUCUGGAUCCCAGCUUUUAACACCCAGUGGCCAAUAAUUGGCGGCAACAAUUGUGUGUGUCUUACCUGCAAAUGAGCCACUCUUAUAAUUUCCGUAGUUUUUCUGGCAUGAUCUUUCGGUGACGUGGGUGUAGAAUAGUUAAAGGGACACUGUAGGUCCUUUAACCAUUUUAUUUAAUCGAGUUGGUUAUAGUGCCAGCAGCCCCCUUGCGCUGUCCUUUAAGUAAAUCUUAAACCAUUUUCAAGUCAUUUAACAUCAAAUAAGCGUCUCUGGCCUCCCAUUGCCUGGCCCCUACUGGAGGUGCGGCUAAUGUAGCAAUUACACACUUCCUUCUUGUUGUACCAGUUUCUACCAGCAAUAGAUGGUUGUGAUAGGCUGAAACUAAUACUCUUCCCUCGUUUUUUCUUCUACCUCCCUUAUAGUCUUACCUUCCCUCCUCACCUUAUGGAUGCUUUUUAGCACAGGUUCAAUGAUGCAGUGGUUUUAUGUUACAGCUGAUAGUUGUAAAUGGUUUACAGCUACUUUGUAACUAUAUUAUUCACAAAUGUAUGACCCAUAUCUGCAAUUUGAUGUUUGUUACAUUCUCAAUUAAUGUUUUUCAAAUUGCAUUGCUUGACGUCUACCCUUGUGUAGUAGUGAGCAUACGCCAUGUAACUGCUCUUCCGAUCGCGCAUUAUUUUCUCAUUAUGUAUGCUUGUUUUAUACUUUUUUUAAUGAAAUGGUUUCGUCUCCUACAGAUACCUAUCGAUAAACUCUAUCUACAGGUUUAGUCCCCUGCAUACUCCUACCCAGAAUCCAUAGCUGUAGAUUUAGUCGCCCCCCCCUACAUAUAUAUACCCAUAAUCCUUAGCUGCAGGUUGAAAAACAGGUCUGGCGUUUUGUCUGGAAUGUACCUGUGUGAAAACGUAAAAUACCAAUUCUAUAAGUACUUCAAAAUACUGACUGCACCCCAGGAACAAAGCAAAAAAUAGCAAACUUUGCUAGUGCGAAUAUUUCUUUAUCAGUCUAGAAAUAUUUCCACCUGAUACAUUCUACUGCUGUUAACCCCAAACCCUCAAAUCACAUUCCAGUUCCCAUUUGUGCGUUGCACCUUGCUGCCAUUUUGUCUUUUAUUUUACGGCUAUCGCUUGUGUAAAUUAAACAUGACUUCUUGCAGGGUGGAUAUGCUGGUAAUGCAGCCGGCUUUCGAGUUUCAUCCCUUCUCAAACUCGCUGACACAAAGGCAAACAAACCUGGAAUGAAUUUACUGCACUUCGUUGUGAUGGUAGGCUUGUGGGAGAAGUGAGAUCAGAGUGGGAGGGUUGGUGGCAAUGUGCUUAUUUGAGCAUAAACGCAGUAAUAAUAACCAUCUAUAUAGUAUUGUGUUACUUAGAUGUACUCUAAAUUCCUUCUUCUCGUCACUUAUCACACUGUGUGUGUUGUUAAUUGAACCUUUUUAACACUCUGGGGUUAGUUAAUGAACUGUGGAAAACUGACAAAUAAAUUGCAAAUUAUAGCCCGAAAUAGCCAAAACCACAUUAAUGCAUACUCUGAUUUUUUUAGUUUUUGGCUGUUUUGUGCUUACAUGUGCAAUUCUCAAUUCUCCAGAAUUCCUAUUGUAACAGAACACUCCAAGCACCAUAACCACUACAGUGUGCUGCAGUGGUUAUGAUACCAGUAGUGCCCUGACCCCCUUUUGACACCCCCACAUUGUAAGAAGUCAAAUGUUUUAGAAUAGUUUGACUUCUUAAUUAGAGUCCACUGGGCACCACUCCCCACUCCAAUACAGUUCAGCGAGAGCCGGAAGCUCUCUUUACUAAACUAAACCUAACAGUGGAGGGCUUUGUUUAUUGGCUGAGAAUGAUCAGCUUAAACACUCCGCCAAUGAGCUUUGCCCUGCACUCCACAGCUUAGCUCAGUAGAGCCAAGGAUAACUAUUGAGCAGGAUGAAGGCUAGGAGCUCAAUGAGCUUUUGUAGAGGCAGGGAGCAAUGCCAUUCUAAAAUGGUUUGACUGAUUCCAAUGGGGACACCAGGGCCCUCCUGACACCAUAACCACUACACCAAGCUGUGUGCUCUUUUAAUGAAUAAACCCUUCUGUUUUGGAGAGCAUUGAGGAAGAUGUGAUUGGGAGUUUACACCAUCAAGAGCCCUUUUUGUUUUGUUUUAUUUUUAAUUUUUUUUGCAGUGGUAUAAGCUAAGAUUAUCUGUGCUCUGUAUGUUUUGUACCUGUGAAAUGUGUGUUUUGUAAACUAAUAAAUUGUAAUGUCAUUGCGUGUGUUUGUUUCAGUUUAGUAUUUGCCAGUGGUGUGCGUGUGGUCAGUUCAAUGCUUUUUCUAGAGCCUAUACCGUAUGUAGGGACAUUAUUGUGGUUUUAAUAUGUAGCAAAAAUAAAUGUGAUGCAUGUUUGGUUUUGUAGAUUCCACCACAAUGAUUGCAGGGCAUAGCAUGCUGCGUGGGGAGGUCUGGGUGUGAAUUUGUAUGUAUUGCACUGAGCAGUUACUGUUUUAAUGUUGUACAGGAAGUCCAGAAGAAAGAUGCAGGAUAUCUCUCCUUCGCAGACCGACUGAAACAUGUCAGCAUCUCAAGCAGGUAAAGGACAUACCUCUGUUUAGCAAUGCUUAUGCCUUCAAUGUAUAGGUAAGAAAUGAGUGUUUUGUGUGUAUGACCUCUGUUUGUGUGUGUACCUGUAUGUCUUUUACGUCAUAAUGUUGUAGAACAUCUUAAAAUAUUUAAAAAGCAGAGUUUAGGUGGAAAUAAAUUAGAUGAACACUCCACAUACCAUAACCACUACAUAAUAGUGUCAGUGGUUAUAGUGGCCGUUCCCCACCACCACAGCCAACAGAGAGCCUGCUUAGAUCUUCUAUUAGCUCUCUUGAGCUAGAGGCCCUGCAGUGGAUGGCUAUCUCAUUGGCUGAGAACGUCAGAUGAUCACUCUUAGCCAGCAAUCUAAGCCCUGCACCACCCAGUCUUAGCUCUUAUGACUCUCUGUUGGAUGUGGUGGAGAGAGGCAGCAGUGCCUAACGGAUCCCCGUUAAGAAUUUAAACCAUUCUAAACUUUUGCAGCUCACUGCAGUGGUUGUGGUGCUCGGCUGUGGCACUUUUUGAUGACAUCACAUGUUCAUUGUUUUUAUGCAUCCUGACACCUUCAGAUUAUCAGAAGACGGUCUGCUGGAGGAGUUUUGCAAGCUGCAGUCCCGAGUCACUUCUAUGCGCCAGAUUCUGAGAGAUCCAGAGCAGAAAGACGUUAGACAGCAGAUGGAUGAGUUUCUAGAGGUAAACUGAGCAGGUCAGGAAUGAGUACUUGGAAAAUAUAGAGCAGCCAUAAUUAAACCCUGCCAUUCUAGAUGCUGUUCAUAACUUUUAGGAGGGACAACCCACUUUUGGACCUAAAUCCUUGUUUUCUCAUCUCUAGUGUCCCUCUUUUAUACAAGCUCAUAAUUUUUUUUUGUUUAUAUAUUUAUUUAUUUAUUUAUUUUGCAGCAUGGAAGCACGUCGUAAUUAUUUUUCAACUUUAAUAAAGGGUUUUCUUAGUUAUUUUUUUUAUCUGUAAAUCCAUUCGGCAUCAUCUAAUAUACAUUUUUAGUCAUUUUAUUAGCUUUAAAUAGAUAAUUACUGUAAGUAAUCUAUAAUAUUCUGAAUAGUACUAAUUGUGGGCACUCUUCCAGUGACUUCUCUCAAAACAAACAUGUCCCUUUCUGACCAUUUGGAAUAUCGGAAGGUAGACUGUGACCGAAGACAAAUUUCAAAUUUCUAAUUUUACACUAAAGUAAAGUCGAAUUGGACAAAAUCUUGUAGUCACAUGUUUUCAAUUUUCAUUAUGUGAAAAAUGCUUUAAAUCCUUGACAAUUCAUACUGUACUAUACAAUCCUGACGGACUCUAGAUUAAAAAUGGAUUAUAUAUAAUGAUGCCAGAUUUACAGUGGUUAUAUAUAUAAUGCACUACUCCCCGCUCUCAUAUGUAGCAUUCAUAUAUUGCUGGAAGGAGACCAAAACAACUUUAACUCAAUUAAGCAGUUUUGGUGUAUAGAUCAUGCCCCUGCGGGUCUAAUGCUCAAAAUUUCUGCCAUGUACGGGUUCAAUUAUUUUUGUUUCUGUUUUUAAAGCGCUGGCCAUCACCUCCCCUGGCUGUGACUCACAUAGCCUGCAUGAAAAAAUUGUUUCAUUUUCAAUCAGAUGCAACAGCAUGUUUACUUAAGAAGUUUUUAUCUUCUUCUCUGUUGAUUCAAUUUUGACCACACGCAGGAGGCUCCUUUAGGGUCCUGCAAGCUUCUAGCAGAGUAUAGGAUAGGAAAUUCUGAAUGAAACAGAAUGUGCAAUAAAGAACAUUUAAACAUUAGCUCUCUCUUUACAGGAAAUGUGUAGGGAGACUGUGUAGGUCACAUGCAGAGAGGUGUGACUAGGGCUGUAUAAACAAAGUGAUUUGACUCGUAAAUGGCAGAGAAUUGAGCAGUUAGACUGCAGGGACCUGAUCUAUACACCAAAACUGCUUCAUUAAGUUAAAGUUGAUUGGUGCUUAUAGUGUCUCUCUAAUUAAUUAAGAAAAAGGUCUCAAAUGAUUUCCUUUGAUUAGAUAAAAUAUUUAUCUCUUGUAGAAUAUCACUGUUAUGUUCUGCGGGACAGCACUUUUCAAUGGUAAUCUGUAGUAAAGUUCCUAUGAAUAUGUAAAAAUGUUGGGGGUUUUUUCAGUACGCCGAAGAUAAACUACGAGAGGUUCAAAAGGAAAUUGAAGUGUUGCAAAACUCUAAGCAUCUACUGAUAGAAUUUCUCUGUGAAGAUGAAGAAACCUUUCACUUGGAAGAAUGCUGCAAGAUAUUUAGCUGUUUCUGCCAAAGAUUUCAGCUAGCCAUUAAAGUAAGUAAAAGUGGAUUGCUCUAAAAUAAAAAUUCUAUUAACCUUAAACAAUGUUUAACAAACUUGAUUUUAAGUUGGGAGAUACUGAGGGCAAGGCUGUCCAAAGAUUGCAUUGCUUAGGUCCCAGAACAACAUGGUACCCACUGCCUUCCUUCCAAAGCCCCACCUCUUAAUAUUAAAGGCACAUAAUACACUCUGACACCCAUUGAAUUACAAAGACAGAGAAUUAAAUUCUCCUUUUGCCCCGUUCAUAUUUCACUUCCUGUGCUUUCUCAGCAGUUGUUCCCCAUUUACUGUACUCUCAGUCCAUUCUUGACUCUUUGUGCAUUCUGAUAUCCCCUCUGUAGCCCAGUUGAUAUAACCCCUACAGCUACCCCAAAUUUGAUAAUAUAGUUUCUGCCAAUCCCCUUACAGUUUUCCAAUUCAUCCCCUAUUGAAAUAUUCCCCCAAUGCAUUCUCUCAAUUGUAAUUUUCAUCUCGUGCCCCAGUACCAAUUCCCAAAUUAAAUGUCCCCAUGUCAUACACCAUGCUUUCUCCCCUUUAUUCACGUACUUCCUAUCUGUAUGCUCGCCUUCUACUUUUCCACUUUUUUUCUCCUUCAUUGUCCAACCAUCUUCUACUAUUUCCUCUCCAUUGUAUUGUCGUCCACUGCAAUCAUUUCACUAUCCUCAAUGUACUUACUUUCUAUGCUUCAUUACUUUACUUACAAUUGCCACCACCACCACCCCCCCUUUUUUAUCCACCUUCAACUCAUUUCUUUCUUUAGCCACACAUUACCACAUUUCCCUCCUUAAUCACCAGUUACUGCUCCAAUUUUCACACAAAAAUGACUUCUACUCAAGUCACUGCCUCACUUCUUCUUUGGGGUCACCUCCCAGUACUUCACUACCCACUGCUCACUGCUUCUUCAUUCCUUCACCUACCUAUAUUGCCUGCAUUACCUUUAAAAUAUGUUUUUGGGGUUAGCUCACAGCAUAAGUAUUAUAUUCUGUAACCAUAAUGGUGAUUUAUUUGUAAACUGCUGUUUUACAUAAAUAAGCAAUAACUGUCCAAUAUACAUGUAAAAUACUUAUGAUUGGAGGGUGAGUAAUGUACACAGAUUAUUCUACAAAGACCUCUCCUGCACUUAGAAUUAAGGUUCAUUGAGUAACUGGAGUUUUUUUUAAUUUUCACACCUUAGUAGACAAAACCAUUAACUGAUGUUUUAAAAACGCGCCAUUAAAUCGCUGAACACCGAACUCCAACCAGAACAUACACUGAUAUGUCCCUGUUCAGGUCCGGGGUCCAAAAAAAACGUAAUGUUCGGUACGAACCCGAACUUUACAGUCCGGGUUCGCUCAACUCUAAUCAUGAUGAUUGUUUGAGAGAUUAGUCUUAUCCAAUUAUUUGGAAUGGGAUAUAGACCUAACUUGUAAACAUUGUUCUUACAGGAAAAUAAGAUCCGUGAGCUAGAAGAACAACGACAGCAACAAUGGGAGAAGAAACGUUUAGAGAAGAGGCAUUCCAUGGCUUCCUGCAGUUCUCUGGAGCUUUUGCGUGAAGAAGAUGAGUUAGAACUCACCUUGGAGAGGAACCUACGAAAUUCACGUAAAACUGGCAGUUUCCGUCUGUGCAGAAUGCGCUCCUUGGGAUCGAGCUAUAUCUCCGCUCAGAUGUCUCGCAAAAGUCAGAGUGAAAGAAUCCAGUAUUAUUGCGACCAGCAAAAUGCUGUCCAGAUGCGUGAGGUCUCUGAACGAGUGUUGAGGCAGCAGAUGGGAUAUACAGCUUACAAGGAUUUCUCCAAGUCAAAUGCUGUCAAUGUUUGUAAUGUACAUUCCAUUGAUACAAGGAAUUCUGUUACAACAAGGCAGUCUCCAACCCAAACAGAUCUUCAAAUUCUCAAUCAAUCACCAGACCAAACUAAAUUGAGGAUUUCAAGACAAUUACUUGUGCUCAAGGUGGCGGAUACCACCAGUCCAUUAUUAAGCCACUCUUGUCCUGAUUCUCUUGGAUAUCUACAAAAUCAGUCUCAAUCUGGAACAUCAAAACAUUCUCUGUUGCAAUCUGAAACUGAAGCUUUUAGGCAGUCAAAUGCCCACUCUGAACUUAAGUCUUCUCAAUAUUCCCUUGCCACGUCUGAGGGAACUUCAGGUAGUACAUUGCUAAAGCAAGAUGCACCUCUGGUCCUCAACCAAACAGUAGACAAUUCAAAACUUGAAAUAACAGAACCAUUACCAGUGAAGGCUGAGCUGGGUCUCCCCCAUGACUUAAUUGACCACACUGGAAUAGAUUUUUAUAACAAAGCACUAACUCAGCCUACAGAACACAACUGUCAACUAUUAACAUCACAGUCGGCAUCAAUUAACCCCCAAGAGAUAGCAUGCCAGUCUGCAUCUGAUAACCCCCAACAGAUAGUAUGCCAGUCUGGAAAUGAUAACCCAAAACAAAUCGUAAAUCCCUCUGCAUCGGUUAUUCCGAAACAUGAAUUAUGCCACGGCCAGUCUGCAACAAAUAACCCACAACAGAUAGUAUGCCAAUCUGUGUCUAGUAACUCUCAGCAGAUAAUGUGCCAGUCAAAGACAGUAUAUCAGUCUGCGAUUGAUCAUCCGAAACAGUUAGAAGCACAGAUUGAAAUCGAUAAUCAAAAACUAUUAGUAGUCCAAUUUGAAACUGAUAAUCCCAUACAGUUUGUAGAUCAGUCUGAAAUUGACAAUCAGAAACCGUUAGAAGCCCAGUUUGAAACUGAUAAUCUGAAAAUGUUAGCAGCCCAGUCUAAAACUGAUGAUCUCAAAACGUUAGUAGCCCAUUAUGACAUUGAUAAUUCCAAACAGUUAAUUGUCCAGUCUUCAGAUGAACCUCACAGAAAAUACAAAACCAAUCAUGCACCUGAUAUUGCAAGUCAUUUAUCUUCUCAGUCUGUAUCAAAAUUUCCCUUUCAAUCAAUAGAUUCAGUGAGCCAGAAAGAGACUAAACAUUUAUCACCUGAAACAGAGACUCAGAGACAUUCUGUCCAGGACAUACAGGAGUCACUCAGGCACACGCAACCUGAACCUCAAACUAAAAAAAUUAGCCGCCUGCAUUCCCAGUCUGUACUUGGUACCUCAAUAAAAUCUAAAGCACAAUCAGGACCUGAGACUCAAAAUGUUUUACUUCAGUCUCGACUAAAGAUUUAUAGACAUUCCCUGGCUAAGUCUGAAACUGACACUUCUGAUUCAUCGCUUGUUAAAUGCGAACAAGAUACACUUAACCAAUCACUAGGCCAGCCUGGUGAGGAGAUGUCCUGGACAAAAUUAGGAAAUUCUGGACCUGAGGCCACAUGUCAAUUGCAAAAUAAUUCUGGGCUUAGUUCAACCAGACGUAUAACAUCCCAUUCUUGGUCUAAGAUUCCGAAACAUGCUGGACAGUAUGAUGCCUCAAUACCAGAGCCUACAUAUAUGGCCACUAACCAAAUGUCUCAGAACCUCAAACCGAUAUUUUCCCAGCCUGAAACUGACACCACACAAUGUUUAGAUCAGUCUCAGUUUGACCGUUCAAUAUGCCAGGUGGCAAAUGAUGUAACCCCGCAGUCAUUAACCCAGGAUAUGCAAGGGUCUGACUCUGACAGACAGUCAACAGACCAGCUAGAACUUGGGAUAGCCACAGAUUCCUCAGCACAGUCUCGACCUGUGCCUUCCAUAUCCUCAAUGCCCCAAACACCAGACAAUGCUGCCUCUCAGUCAUUAAGCCAGGAUACACAAGAGACUCACAGACAAUCAUCAGAGCAAUUAAGACCAGAUACUAGCAAGAAAUCACUUGCCCAGUCUUUUCAGAAAACCUCCAAACAAUCACUAUACCAGUCUACAACCAAAAUUUCAAGGCAAUCUAUACCAAAACCUUCACCCAAGAAUCCCAGAAAAUUUAUAGAUCGGGUUGGCUCAGAGACCACCAUUCCGUCUACAUCGGACAUUCCCAAACAUACUCUAGCAAAACCCGGUAGUUUCAACAGUAGAAUAAAACUGACAGAGCCAGUGUCUGUCCGACACGAUAUUAAAGCAAAAGAAAUAAAUGUUCAGAUACCAACCACAGAAGACAAGUUGAGGGAAUCACAGAAUGGGACUGCACAAACAUCAAAGGUAGAGGAAGCUUUUGAAUGCAAGUCAUUAACAAAGGUUUUAAAAGAUGUAUGCUCAUCAGUACAUACGGAUAGUCCUGAACCAUGCUCCAAAUGGAAGAAAGAGUUACAAAAUACGUGUGAUAGAGACGAUGGUGUGAAACGAGAACUGAAAACAGAAAGAAAUAGUUCAAAAGCAGACUGGGAAGAUUUGGGACAAAGAAGUGGUAACAAUCCAAAGAACUCCUUACUAGGGAGAGCUGGAAGUAAUACUUGUAAAAAGUCAAAAACCAAUGAAUUUGGGUAUAGAGUAAGAAGAGUCCACUCAGACAAAGAGGUGCCUUCAGUCAGCAUACAAGGUGUGGGAAAUGACAACAAACAAAGGAUGCCCACUUUCAAACAGACACAAAAUGUGAGCCGAGACAGCAAGCUACCCCAGAAACUGUCUCAGCAUGGUGGUGGAACAUUGAAACCAUGCUCCGGAAAGACAAUGGCGAGUGCCAAGGUACAAAAAGAGAUUCCUCAUCUAAAUACUAACGAAUAUAGUAAAGUUUCCGAACCUAAAUGUAGUCCGUCGGUAACUGUCGGUAAAUCUGUAGAUGGUUCAUUGCAUAACGGUGAGCCCAGUAGGGAAUCCGAUUGGCCUAAAAAAACAAAUUCCACGGCUCGGGUGGCAAUUCGUGUUAUCAAAAAUUGUGAGUUAAGCUCCUCAUUUCCCCGUGGGUCAAGGAACUUGCAUGUAGACCCUCAGAAAAUCUGGAGGUGAGAUUGAGAACUUACAGUCACACCUUUCUAACUUGUGCAUGUCUUUAGAACCUCACCAUAUAUUGCCGUCUUCUGUACAAUCAGGCAGACAUGAUCUUAGUAUGGAUACAGUUGUCAAGCAACUCUGGACAAAACCUCAAAAAGAGAAGUGCCUUACUCUGAUACUUUUUUAUAAGCGCAGACAAGCUUGUGGGAUAGGUUCUCGAAACCUCAUUUAUUGGUUUGUUUCUGCCUGUCAACUGUGUUUUAUGCCCUUUUCUCUGAAUAUCUAGCCCUGCAGUUUGUUUUAGCACUAUUUAAAUAAAAGAUAAUUAAUGUAUCCUCUGUAUAAUGAAAUGUGACCAGCAACAAUCGCGACAACAAUCAUAAUUAGCUUGACAAGCGAUACAGUUUGGAUAUUAAUGGCAAAGAGGAACUGAUUGGUGUAAAGGGAAGCUUGCAUUGUGUUGAUUUUAAAACAGUCGUCUGUUCCUCUGGCUGUGACGCACAAACGGUUCUGGUUUUAAAUCUAACUCAAGGUACUUAAUGUUAUAACACUAUAUUUGUGUGUGUGUGUAUAUAUAUAUAUAUGUAUAUGUUAAUUUUUGUAUGUAUUUAAAAUCUAGCAAAUUAGCAAAAUAUAGAAUGUUAUUUAUUUAACUCAAGUUUCAAAUAUGCAGACGGAGCUACAAUUAUCCACUUUUUGGCACGUUAGUGUGUUACUGGGAUAUUUUAAGGAGCACGAACGUUAACCAGUAUUGUUGCAUUUUUAUAUUUUUGUAUGCAAAAUAAAUGGCCUUUUUUCCAUAGGAAUGCCAUAGUUUACACUAAUGGAGAGGAGGAAUCAUACUGGCUAAAAUUUUGUAAAGCAGGUUUUUUGUAUAAAGAUUCUGAGUAUUGUCACAGAGUUUAAUUGACCAGUUGCACUGCUUAACAUGGUAAAAAAAAAUAAUAAAUUUUAGAUAAGCACAACUUUCAUUAUUUAUUUAUUUUUUUAAGCUUAUUCCUAAUUGUAAAGCAAUUUGAUAUUUACGUGUCGUGGUGUUUUUUUGUUACAUUAACCAGAACAGUGAAUUGUGAUGAAUCGAUUAGGGAGUAGCAAACUUUA